Molecule: messenger RNA, 52120 nt
Organism: Podarcis lilfordi (Lilford's wall lizard)
Lineage: Eukaryota; Metazoa; Chordata; Lepidosauria; Squamata; Lacertidae
Source: the annotation of a GenBank genome assembly
AUGUCAGGUACUUGAAUUUAUUUCAUAAGAGCUUUUCUGUAUUUCCGCCCCCCCCAAGUUGAGGUUCUGCAAUACAAGCUGUAGUACGUAGAGCUCCAUGUGACCUCUUUCCCCCCAGUGCGCCAUUCACCUGUUCAGUGACACUAUGCACACCAGUGGUUCCCAAACAUUUGGGAGCCACGACCACCCCCUCGGUUCCAUAAACUCACCCCCCAGUGCCCCUCUACUCCAUAAAAAGCAUUAUUCAGAAUAGUGGUUUGCACAACCAACUAAGGAGUCUAAUAACACAGUUAUAAUUCAAGACAGGAACAAUUAAUUGCACAAUUAUUCAAAAUCCAAUUAAAACUAUUUAGCUAAACUAAUUCAACAAAAUUGAUGAAGUUUAUCCAGUGAUGCCAUCUUUUCGAAGUCUGAAAACCUCCAUGUUAGGGAAUCAUUCUGACAGAAACAGUUAGAAGGUUCCAGAACAUUCAUUUAUAUAUGGGAGUGGCAUGCUUAAAGUGAACAUUUCUGGAGGUAUGUCUUUAUUGCUCCUCUGACCUUCUAAUUUGAAUACUCCAUGCCACUUAGCACCUCCUUAGGUACCAAGAGGAUGAUACCACCCACUUUGGGAAUCACUGGUAUACACAGAGUAUACAUUAUGUAGUAAUCCAUGCUUGUUCUGAGGUUUUGUGUGCAUUGCAAGGCAUCUGAGCAUUGCAUUCUGCACAUCGCCACUGAUGCAGUUUCCCUAACCAUUUGAGAGGCGAUGAUACUCAUGGAGCCAUAUCUACUACGGUUGUUAAUGGGGUGUAGCGUAGUUCUGGCAACCGUGCCAGAAAUCACUAGAUUGAUAUGAAUGUCUGUACAAGCACCUAUAUACUGUAUGCAGAUAAGAGGAAGGAGAAGAGAGAUCACCAUUGCUGGUGAAUCAGGGAAGAGGCAGGCAAGUAAUCCUGACUUUCAUGAUGUACUUCGAAAGGGAAGAAGCAGGGCAAGUCCGGGGAAGAAAGAAGUGAGGCUCAGUUAUGGAAGAUUUUUCUUGCUCCCAGGGAAGGUAGAGAAGGAAGUGAGUGGAUAAGGGUUGCCCUUAGUUAUUUGGAAGGUUCUUGGCCAAUUGCCAGUUCAUAUAUAAAAUGGGGUUGGUGGUCAUAUUUACACAAAAAGGGCUAAGGAGAGAAGUCUGCUUUAUCUCGCUUUCCUUUGCUGCAAUCCGUUUCUUUAGGCAGUUUAUGUCACCAAGGUCUGAUAUUGAAGGUGCACCAGACUUGGAUGAUGGUGAUGGUAAUUUAUUAUUUAUACCCCACCCAUCUGGCUGGGUUUCCACAGCCACUCGGGGAAGCUCCCAACAGAAUAUUAAAAACACCAUAAAACAUCAAACAUUAAAAACUUCCCUAAACAGGGCUGCCUUCAGAUGUCUUCUAAAAGUCAGAUACUUUAUUAUUUCCUGGACAUCUGAUGGGAGGGCGUUCCACAGGGAGGGUGCCACUGCCGAGAAGGCCCUCUGCCUGGUUCCCUGUAACCUCACUUCUCACAAUGGGGGAACUGCCAGAAGGCCCUCGGAGCUGGACCUCAGUGUCUGGGCUGAACAAUGGGGGUGGAGAUGCUCCUUCAGGUAUACUGGAUAAAAAGUGCUUAAAGCAACAGAACUCGGCAAAAUAAGGGGAAAGCAGGCAAGUUUUGCCUAGUUUCACAAAAAAGAUAUAGGCUUCACUGUGACCCUGUAUGAACUGAGUCUAAACAAGGAGAGCAUUGCAAAGCUUUCGAACCACCACCAAAAAGACCCUAUCUCUUGUGCCUACCCAUCAGUUCUCCUAACACUGACAUGUCAGAAAGCAGGACUAUAUGUUUAUGUCACUUCUGUAUUUUUUAAAACUAUAUAGGGUCUGAGUUCUUCCUGUUUUAAUUACCUGCCACUGUGCAAUUUAUUAUUCGUAUGGCAGUAGCAUUGGACCCAUGUUGAGGAAAGAUAAUUUGCUUGAGCUUCUUCCUUUCUUUAAAACAUAAAUGUGCAUUUCUGCUACAAAUUAACAAUAAUUUAGCAUUGCUUGAUUUGGCCCAUGGACAUUUAGCUUCCAGGACUGACCUGGGUGCACCUAUUGCCAUAAGCCUGAUUGCAUUUGCCUUGGUUGAUCUCUCUCACUGAUGCCAACCCACUUCCUUGCCCUCAGAUGCAUGCAUAUUUUAGAGCGUAAAAAAGGGGGAAGUAAACACCCCUUAUCGCUUUCUGUAGAUCGUAAGCAAGACUGUGUGUCCGAGGAUCUCUGCAAAAUAAUCACUCACCUCAGUCCCACGGUUCCUAGAAGGCCAUUGAUAUGGAGAAGAUAUCUGAUUUGUGCAUCUACAGAAUUUUGAAUUAAUCGGGUGCUCCUGUUUAGCAGUCAGAGAAGAUUUUUUUUAAAUUGCAGCGAGAAUGCUUGGAUGUGUGAUUGCCCAACUUGCCAUUCAGAAAUGGGUGAACAAUCUGCAUGUUCUGAACUUUGUCUUUGUUCCUUCAUCUUUUAUUUCUGGGCAAGUUAAAACAAUAACAUCUUAGAGGAUUAUACUUUGCCAAUUGAAUGAUGUCUAGGACAAAAGACCGUUUCUAUAAAGAAGAGACUGGUUUCUAUAAAACUGCAGCAUUCUUUUUUGUGUUUUCCAUCCUUAUUUGUAUGCCUAGACUCUUAUUUAUGCUUCACACUUUUGUGUGUGUGUGUGUGUGUGUGUGUGUACACACACUAUAGUUGCUGGUCUGUGUGUUGGUGAUCUCGUUUUGAUUCCAUUCAUUGUAAAGCUGUAGUGGCUUUUCUGUUGAACUGAAGGCUAUUAUAUAUCUGCAUUGUUAAUAUUCAGUGCAAAUUACUCAUGAAAGAACAGUAUGUUUUGAGGGCAGCUUUUAUAUAAACCUUGUGUAUUGUCUGUUAACUGCACCAAGCAUUUAUGACUUAGGUGGUUUGGUAUCAAUGUUUCUAAUCAGAAAUAUUACCAUAAAUGUGUAAUUUAUCAAUCGGAGGCAAUAUAACAGAUUAUACUGCAAGGCUCUGAGACUAACUGAAUACUUUGCACUUUCAGAAAAGUGAUAUUUUAAAUUACCACAAAGUGUAAUUAAUGACUUUAUAUUGUCUGGGGAAAUAAGCUCCUGCAGGCAACUUUUUGAUAGUUCUCUACCUGCACUUUUUACUAGUGGUGUUGGGAAAACUGUGGAACAAUCUGCUGCCCACUCUUAUUUGAGAUCUGAUCUCAAAAGAAAAGUGUGAGGUUCAUUUUGAUGUAAGAGGGUGAAAUUGGUUACCGCUGGACCUCCCAGAUUACUCAGUGCAUUAAUAUUCAGAGCUCAUAAGAAAUUAUUUUUAGACCUCUGUUUACAUCUUCUGUGGUAUUCAUUGCUUCAGGUUACAUUUACUGUAGGCUUCUUUGGUUCAGCCAAAAGUUUCAUUAUGAUCACUGAACAAUUUCUCAAGACUGAUAUUGCACCCAUUCUUCGAGCCUUAUUCCUAUAGAGGAAGAAGCCUAGGAAGAAAAAUGAUCCGCUUGAUCCUGUUGAAAAUGUGAAAUAUUGCUCCCUAAUAUUGAGAAGGUAAUGGAAAGGACCAUGCAAAACCCUUUUCUGUGCGCUGCUUUUUCUCAAAUAGUUUAUGCUGAGGACAGAGAUGGCUUGUUGCCUAGCAAUCAGUAAGUGUUUCCUUUCCCGGAACUGGCAAAACAAACAGAUGGGGCUGAAAUUCUAUGGGAAUAGUAACUCACCCGCGAGGCAUUUUUGCUAUCUGAGGCAUCUGCUGCCUUGCUCUCCCAGUCACUGCCCAUCUCAUCUUUGUUGGGAUGUAGAAGGCAUAUAAGUUAGAUUUAACAGCUGUGCACAGGGUGCUCUCCCUCCUGAAGCUACAAAAAAACACCCACACCCACAUCUCUCCUGUUAACUUCUGGAACAGGAAAGCUCUUAAGUUUUGGGAUUUCAUAAUCACAUUUUUCAUCUUUUCUUUCAUGUUGUUAUAGCUUUCAUAUAUAUCUUUCAUUGGGGAUUAAAGAAAAUAUUUUAGAGCCCUCUUUCUUUGUUCUACACAGGUACCCAGUUGAUCCACAGCCUAUCUCUGAUACACGCAAUAGAUGAUGCCACCCAAACGAAGGAAAACAGCUGUUUUCACUGUCCCCGUUUUUAUUAGUUUUUUUUAAAAAAGAGGCAAAAAUCUCAGUAGCGCCAUAGUAAUAUGAAUUUGUAGUUCAGCUUCUCCUAGAGAAUCAGUGCAAGCAAUAGCAUUCAAAUAAACGUUUAACGGUAUUAAUUGAAAAGACUCACAAUCAAAAAAGAAAAAGAGAGAGAGGUAGAGACGAAAAGAGAAAGAUGCUCAGUGUUCGCAUGUGAGAACGGGCUCAGAUGCAUACACAUGAGAUGUGGUCCUUCCCCACAUGGUCACUGCACCUGUGCACUGGGAGUCCCCAUUGGCUCCCCUUUCCCACUCAGUGUGCAAGAAGCACAAGUACGCAUACAAAUACCACAAUGGGCUCUUGUGGGAAAUGGAAAGUCUAUGACCUAUUAACUGAGUGAAGGGGGAAGGCCAUGCAUAGACCUCUCAUUUCCCAUAAAAGGCACAUUGAGCUGCCUAAGUAUACCAGUGUGCACAAACUGAGGAAGGGAGUGAACCCAUUCAUGUGUGGGGAGUGAUUGUAACCAAUGUCCACAAGGAUUUCUCUAUCUGCACAUGGUGAUGGGGGCUAAUUCUCAGCAUACAAAGGAAUAUGCUCGUGUGUACAUUGUUGUAGGCAUGAGACUGGCGCAAACAUUCACUACAUAUUUUUUGGUCUCUAGAUCCACUUAGAAUAAUAUACGGUAUGUUCAAUUUUGUUUCCCUUGGAACUUCAUUGUUAAUUGUUUUAACUAAUGAAUCUUGCGUGGGAGGGGGAGACACCAACAAACAUAAUAUAUGCAUUCGCUGUAUGAACUGUGAUUAUUCUGGAAAUCAAGCAGUUCAUCACAUUGGACUGCAGAAAAGUUUUGUGUAGUACAAAAGACACAACAACCUUCCCCCACAAAAAAAAUCCUCAUGCUAAUAAUUUCCCCCCCUAUAUGUCAACAGUGUAUUAUUGUCUUAGUGAAAUAGGAAAUUUUGCAAAAUUCAAAGCGUGUGUGUCUUGAUGAUUUCUUACAACAUCCAUGUUUAAACAAAUUACAAAUCUGACAGCAGCAAAAGUCAUGACUAACAACCUUUAAAAACUCGGGAGACUUAGAUAUAAACCUCUUGAAAAUAAAACCUUUCUAGCUUCUCUACAGCUUUCAUCUGAAGUUGUAAAUAUAUUGAGUGAUUGGAAACAGGACCUAUAAACCUUUCAGGUUCAAAUCUUGUGAAUAAGCACAUUUUUCUCUUUUUCCAUUUGCAAAUGUACUGAAACCUGAUAGCAUGCCUAUACUUGGUUUACUAUCCCUGUUAAUUUUAAAGGUAUUUGUCUCUUUUGAGGGGGGCGACAGUAUACCAGUAUACCCCCAAGUGUAGCAACUUGAGUGUCAGGAAUUCAGCAACUGCAGGUUUGUACUGGCUGCUCCUGAACCUCUGUGAGUCUGUCCUGCAGUCAAACAUAGCCAUCACAAAAGUCCCAUGUUAACUAUGCGUCAGGUGCACUGAUUUAUGCUUACAUAAAUGAAUCCAUGGUCAGCCAAGGUCUUCUCACCAAUGAAUCACUUCAGAUUUUAGUUGUAGCACUUUUUGUGCCUUCCCAUUUCUCUGAUACCAUAUCGCACCUUUUGUGGGAAUGAGAUGCUUCUUCCAACAGAGACAACCCUUGCUAUGCUUGGUUUGUUACUGCCAUUCAUUUGAAAAGUACGUGUUAUGCCACCUGAAUCCAGAAGCAACCCAGAGACAAGAGUUAGAGGCUGCUGAGGCACCAGCUGAGGAGCCGAACCCAGUUCACGGCUUUGAGCUGGCCACCAGAGAUCAGGGGACCACUCCGACUGAGGCCGGCAGAAAGUUGCACCCAGAGCAGGCCCCAGACCACCAAGGCCAGAACCUAGGUCCUCACAGGUCCUUUCUCCUGAGGAGCCAGAUACCUCCCACUGCACUUCACCAGUCCAGCAUGAGCAUGCUAGGCUCUGAAACAGACCAAAGGUGCCCCAUCUUCAGGCCCUUUCUGGCUCUGAAAUUUUCCUUAGGGGUGAAAUCUGGAGGCAGAGGCUUCAAAGGCCUCAAUCUGCUCCCAACCCUUGCCAGAACAAGUUGCUCACUUGGAGCUAUCCAUGGUCCUGCAGCUUCUGGCCUAGCCUUACCUCAGGCCUCAUCCUGCCUUGCCUCCAGUCUUGCCUCGCUCCCAGCCUUGUCCUGCCUUGCCUCAUCUGCCACUCUCUGUAGCAUCAGACCGGAACACAACGUUAUGUUCUUUUUUGAGGGGGAAAGCAGCAUAUAUAAGCACAAAGAGGUCCGUGGCUCCUAAAGAGGUAUUCAGCUUUAAAGGUGCACUCAGUGACUUGCAUCAGUUUAGCUGCAGAAGCCACUUGUACAAUAGCAGCCAGAGUGGCGAGGCUGAGUUGUGAAGACAUUCAUUCCUGACACCACCACCCUAUCCUGCCUCAGCCACAUUGAGGUAGUCUGUAGCAGCACCGGUUUUUGCUAAUAUACUAGCACAUUCUUGCUAUUGUGCACCCAAAUUUUGCUAGCAUAAAAGGUAAAGGGACCCCUGACCAUUAGGUCCAGUUGUGGCCAACUCUGAGGUUGCAGCGCUCAUCUUGCUUUAUUGGCCGAGGGAGCCAGCGUACAGUUUCCGGGUCAUGUGGCCAGCAUGUCUAAGCCACUUCUGGCGAACCAGAGCAGUGCACGGAAACACUGUUUACCUUCCCACCGGAGCUGUACCUAUUUAUCUACUUGCACUUUGACGUGCUUUUGAACUGCUAGGUUGGCAGGAGCAGGGACCGAGUAACGGGAGCUCACCCCGUCGCGGGGAUUCGAACCACCGACCUUCUGAUCAGCAAGUCCUAGGCUGGUUUAACCCACAGCGCCACCCGCGUCCCUUUUUGCUAGCAUAGUGGUGGCAUAAUGCCACAGACUGUGAAAUUAAGUCACGUUCAACAUGUUCAGUUUCAGGUUCGAGGACAACUGACCAGUCCCGAAGUGGGGAUCUACUAUAGAUCUUCAUUCUUUGGCCUGAUCUCUAAAGCAACUGAAACUGGCUUUUGUGCAUGGAAGGCCACUGGAUUAAGAUCAAGUCCACUCCUUCAACUCAACCAAAAUGAUAUGGGCUUAUCUGGUAUUUUUAUUUUACUUUUUAUUUUACUUUAUGGUGUACACAAUUAAAAUAUAUGCAAAGGAAUGUCACAGGAAAGUGCGGUCUUAAAAUAGCUGUUGAACAAAAAUACAGUUUCCUUAUUGCUAAUGAACGUAGAAACACAUUUAUGACAAACACCUUUAAGGUGUCAUUUUUUUUACAAAGCAAAUGCCAUUACAGUCACAGGAAGUUCUACUUAAAGUUCACUGCAAAUUAUUCUUAGUCUAGUCAGACACUUUCCUUAGACACUUUCGCAGCCUUUAUAUUAUUGACAGCAUCAAAUUAGAAAAAGGUUGCAGUUGCUAAUAUUUUUCCUUUGCUUGCAGCUAGAAAAUUAUAGAUUUAAAAUGUGUGGCUACUAAACAUGAGAGGAAGACAAAUAUGGGAGAAUGGCUCAUAGUUUUCCAUACCACAACUGCAACUUGUGCAUUCUGCUUUAUGGUUAACUGUAUUGCUCACCAUUACCGUUUUACAUAUACUGUAUGAGGAGGAAAAUUUCACUCAAGUGAAAUUGUUGCAAUUGUUCAAAACAGAAUGCAUAAUAGAUUCAAAUUAGUUUCUUGCAAAUAUAUGCCCAUCCUCAUAUGGCUUUUUAAAAAUGGCAUUUUACAGAAACAUCGGCCGUGGCUAAUAAAACCAUCUGCAUCAAAUUUUCAUGACUGGAAAUUGCCUGAGACUUCUCUGAAGGAAACCAUUACUAAUAUUAUCUCCCUUGAAAGCUAGACCUUUACACAGGGUAUCUUUCAUGUAAUUUUUUUUUCAUACAUACAUUGCUGUUGGGUUACAACAUCCCACUACCUCUGGCAGCGUGUAGCUGAAUACACUUUAGCAAGUCAAAACUCUGCGAGAUGCUCUACAUUGCUGCUGCCUGCUACGUGCGUAAGGCCAGCAGGGUUAAAACCCUCAAGGUAGGAGUGGCACCUGAUUCCAUCUUGCGGCCACAAAGCCGAGCAGAGAGAGGCAAUAGUAGCAGGACCGGAACUGCUAAGCGUGCCCACAUAAGAAUGUUGGCCUUAGGUAACAGAGUGUCCCUCAGGUCAGCCUACAAUAAGAACAAAGUCAAACAAGGCUGAAUCCUUGAUGUUUUGUGUUUUAAGCAUCUGAAAAUUGUUCAUGACCAGCUUCGACCCACAAGACCUCAAAUGAUCAUAGGAGCAAGGCAAUAAAUUGAUGGUAACUUGCCCAGGGCCCACGUUCUAGACGUGGCGCUGGCGAAAGUUGCAUCCGUUGGCUCUACCUGUGCACAAUUAAACCUCACUGCCUUUGCUGGAUUUCGUAGAAGGGAAACCGAUGUGUCUAACCGCACCGAAUGGAAACUGACCAUGGUGGCUGAAAGUGCAUUGCUGGAAAACCUCUGCGUUCUUCUACCGGUGCAUUCAGGGGGCGAUGCAUGUGAAUUCCACCCGAUCGAGAGAAGUGGGGGAACAUUUGCUUUCCAGAACUCCACAGCUAAACAAGAUCUUGGCAAUGCCAACCGCUUGUCAACCAGUGUUUGUCAAGCCUCCAGAACAUGGCCUUCCAUCCUGGGAUGGGCUGAUGCACUUUCCUGGCAGAAAAUAUAAAUGGAAUGUCCUAGACAUAACAGACAGGCAUUUAUGUAAGAAAAGGCACUGUGAAAGUAGCAAUGUGCUGAGAAUCGGACACCAGCCUACACAAUUCCUGCAUGCUUCGAGAGCAUGGACUAGCUCAGUGAUCCUGCCAGGCCACACAGAUAUGAAUGUUGAAGGCAUAACAAAUGUCAAGGAAUACCAAAUGCAAGAGACAAAAUGUAAAGGUAAUUGAAAUUAUUAUGCAAAGUGUAGCAGAUCUUUAUAAUUCAGGUUAUAUGUGAUCUAGUCAGGCCGUAAACAGUAUAUUGUAUCAUAUUAAUAGCAGCUAUAGUAAUCAUCAACAUUAUUUUUUUCAAGCAAUCAUUAUUUUAAUUUGUCUUGCCUAUUGUUUUACUGUUUAGAGUGGCUACAUGUUCAGCUGCAUAUAUUUUAGUGUUAUUUUUCCUCUUUAAGAAAGCAAAUGCUAAGUAGAAGCGUCAAAUACACCCUAUCACUUUCUAGCAUCAUGGAUAUAUAAUUCAAUUAGUUGUUUUUCUCCUCAGAUUUAUGGUCAGUUUGUUUACUGGCUGAAUGUUAAUAAGCAGUGAGCUGGCAAGAGUAUAUUGUGUCCUUUCUAUUCUGUUUUUCCACCUGCAGACAGCCUUGAAAGAUGUAAUUAUUUUAUCCUUUUGGCAACAGAAGUGGUGUUUCAUUUAUAUGCCUAUUUUAUUUUCACUGGAGUAUAUAAUCUGUUAAUGUUCGUGCCUAAAAAAAGAAGUCUCUUGUCUCCUGCUGUGAAAGGAGGGGCCCAGUAGUUGUUUUCUUCUACUUAAAUCCUUGCGUCACAUCAGGAGGAAAGAUUAUAAUGUCACAAAGGCUAUCACCUCAUGAAAAAGUUAAACUGGUUUAAGCACCUGAUUUCUUCAGAUUUGGGAGCCCUUUACCUCAGAAUGCCUCCUUGCUAACAGAUGUCAGGUGUUGAUCGCUUUAACAUCUUACUGAGGGCUGUCAGAAGACUCCCAGACAGUUCCACCAAGGCUUCUGUUAUUUUCCAUCCUGUUUCAUUGCUAAAUGUAAGAAAACAUUUUACCCCAAAGAGGAUAAAUAAGAAUUGUGAAGUGAUAAGCAGUCUAAUUAGCUAAUAUCUAUUAACAUGUGGCUAGACACAUGUGAGCCUAAUGAAUUUGGUGGCCUUGCACACGGGGCUAUUCCAUUUAUUAAGACGGUUGAAGCUAGCUUUUGAAAAUUGUAUGAAAACAGGCUUUGAAGUGAGAUUUUCGCUAACUGGGUAUUUUUAUAAAUGCAUGCCUUCGCGUUUGUUUCAAAACAGUCAGCUAGCUUGCUUCAUGCAGCUGUUAACGGAAAAUAAAAAUGAGAGAGUGCCACUUUGAGAAAUUUAGGAUUUGUGAAAAAUGAACUAGCAGGUCAGUUUAGCAAAGCAAAUGCCUUGAAAAUAUAAGUCAGUUGGUCUUACUUAUAACCAAUAAUCCGCAUAUCAGUGGUCACAAGCCUGGUUUAUCUCAGUGGAGCAUCAAUGUAUAUGGUGCGUUUUAUAUUAGUUAGUAACUAUUUUCUUUCAUCUUUAGCGUAAUUGGUGGUUUUUCCUUAGGAACAUAUUGGGCUUUCUGUAAGGGGAACAGGACCCUUCUAACUUUUAUGGAGGACCCCUGUACCUCUAGAAGUUGUGUUAAGGAGAGAACUGUGGUAAAAUCAGUUUUCUACAUCAUAGUUGUGGGAGAAGUUGCAUUUAGUCCUAUCAUGUCUUGUAGACGAUUGUUAAUUCUCGGGAUCUGCAGAAUCUAACCAUCCAAAGUAGGAGCCUUGAUAGAAUCUUACAGUGAAAAACCAUCCCUAGGUAUAUGCCCUCAUUUCCAUGGAGAUACAUGGUUUUAUUUCUACAAAUUAUAAUCUAAUAGUAAGAUAUUGCCAUUUAGUUGCUUAGAAAUAACAUAGGAAUUGACAUGGUUCAAAUACUCUCUGAAGUCACUUGUCUAUUAUUCCCGGUUUAUUAUGUCUCUUGUGCUCUGUUAAUUAUCGGUGUGAAACUGGAGAAACUGAAUAAUAUAUUACGGCAAGCUAUAAUAUAUAUCAGAUGAAUAUUACAUCUUAUAUGGGACUAUUUUCAGUCGGCUCUUUAGCGUUUGUUCCCCUUUAGAGAUGCACGUAACAACAAUACCUGUAGCUUUAAAAGGUGUAACGUUCAAUGCUGCUUUUAUGAUACUAAGGCUGCGAUCCUAUAUUGCUCACUGGGAAGCAAGUAUCAUUAAAAUCAGUGGGGCCUACUUCUGCGUAGAUAUGUAUAGGAUUGUGCUGUAAACGAAAUAGUCAGAUCAGGAAAAGCAUGUUUAAUGCAAAGUGUACAUGGACAUCAAAAGCUUCCUUUCUGCCCUGAGUUACCACAUCCUACAUGUGGACAAGACAAAGGUAUCUGUCCUUUGUGCAUUAGGUUUUACUGAAUGUGCUUUUAUAACAGUAUUGUUAACUUCUGUGUUGGAAAAAAGAGUAAGAGUGUAUGAAGUGGCUUUCAGGUGGCAUGGGCUUAUGCACUCUGUAACUAAGAGACACAAAGUGUAGUUCACAAAUAUGCAAGAAAUAUACCUUCUGAGCGCAGCUAAAGUGCUGUUUGCGCUUAGCAGAAAUAAAGACAUGGAAACCAGCAAACCCAAAGCAGUGCAUACUGUAGAUUUGGGUAUUCAGUUCGCGUGCGGAUCGUAUGCGAUGAUAAAUGUGUUUGCUUGAAAAUAGGUUCCAUGGGCUAGCACACUAGUACUCUAAAAGGGUGGUGGUCCACUUACUAACUGCUAUUGCAGCUAAAGCACUAUUGCUCACACAAGAAGCAGGCGGAACUUGUCAUCCAAUAGUAACUGGAUUUCAUGGCUUCUAUGCACUAAAAAGGCCCACUGGAUUCUGUGCAAGUAAGCAGAAGAGAACUUUUCCCCAUCUUUUCUCUGCCCCUACAAGGACCCUUCAAAAACACAGUUGGACGUUUGGCCACGGGGGCCAGUGCUAGGAAGAUUUUAUCAGAAUCUAUAGCCCCAUGGUAGCCAUUGUAGAGACCUCCACAUGUUGCAAACUACAACCCCAUCAUCCCUGGCCAUGAACCAUGGUGACUGGAGCUGUGGGAGUUGUCCAGAACAUCUGGUAGUACCACACUGGGUACUCCUACUAUAGGCUGUUGCUUCAUCGCAGCACCUCAUUAAAUCAGGUUUUUUUAAUUUGUUCAAAAAAGCUUGCACAUGUUCAUUGGCAAGAACCACAACUUCCUUAGGAAACUGCAGCUUAUCAAAAAGUGGAAACUUCCUGUCAUGUGCAAAAGAGACCAUGUGUGUGUGUGUGUAUUUGUAUGUGUGUGCGAAUCUGAAGUUUGUGCUUGUACCAACAAACCAUGAUUGUUAACAUAUCUGAGCCAGGCCACUAUCUUGAAUAACUUGACGGUUUCAUCUCCCCAUCCUUCUGAGGCUCAUGCUAUUGAUAUUGCCUCUUCAUUGCAAAUUAAACCAAUUGUAGCUGAUUCAAUUUGGAUCAUAUUUUCCUGGCCAUGGAUACCAUUAGAUAUUCAACAAAAUUCUUAUGUUUACAUUACAACCUUUAAAUGUGCAAUUUCCCCCCGUACUUUAUAAACGGAAAAGCUGAAUUGCCUUCAUCUUUGUUCCCGGUCUUUCCUGCUAUUUUGUCUAUAUGUCUUUCAGCAGUCACCGAGGUUUACUUUUUAAAUGAAUAAUGGUAUCUGAUCUUAUAAUAAUAGGAGGAUAUGAAAAUAAUAAGAGAAAGGAGCAUCUUGCAGGCCGCAAGCUGCCUCCCCUCCCAGUGUUGCAGUCAGAUGUAAUUGAAUGUAGGGAUGAUGCGCAAACUUUAGAAUACUCAUGAAAUGACUGCUAUCACCUCUCUCUUUCCUUGCCACAGGGCUCAGAAACUUACCUUGAAUGGUAAAAGAAGGGAGCAGAAACAGUAGGCAUUCCUCCAAACCCUAAAGGAGCAUUUUCCCCAACCUAGGAUGGGGGCUGUGGGUUGUAUUCAAUGAGUAAACCCAUUGAAAUGAAUCAAAAUGUCUUCAUUAGGUUGAUUAAUUUCAGUCAGUCUACUCUGAGCACAGCUUAGUGGAAUACCUCCCGUAGUCCGCAUCCUAGGUUGGGCAACCCCCGGAAGCUCCCUAGGGAAAUUAACAAAGCGUACACCGCCAUGCUCCAUUAGCCAGUCCCAGCAUACCGUCUGGAGGUGAAGGACAGGCUGCUUCCUUGCAGUUACAAAGGGUUUUGGUGGACCUUGGAAGCCCAAUGCAAUCCUGUCCUCCAGCUCCACACUUGGUAUGUUUUGGCAAAAGGUCAUAGUGCCCAUCACCCAAAAUGGCCAUCUCAACUCCCACCUGUCCCUCCAGCUCUGGAAGGAAAGGCCGGGCCUAAUAGUAGCCAUAUUCCGAGUCCCUCAGUAGUCACAUUUAACCUUCCCAGCCAGAGCAGGGAGUGACAACAGAGCACCAAAACAGCAAGCCCCCCACUCUUUGCAUCAAUCCUGGAGCUCAGGAGUGCAAAGUCGACCGUGGCAAGUUGUGAGCCCCUGGUAUCUUUUAAUUCACCAAGCUUUUUCUGUGUAGGAACAAGUACAUUUCCAACACGUGCAAAAUCAUAUUGGGCUGUGGAUAGCUUCUGGACAACAUGUUCUGCCCUCCAAAUGGAAAUUGCAGCCUUUUAGUUCAUGAAUUGCCAUAGUUAUUCAGGAACCUAUGUCCUCCUACCAUCCAUUAUGCUUUGUAUUUUAAAGAACCUUCUACAUUUUAAUUCCCAUUCUGUAUAAUCUUGGGAAAUGAACAUAAAAGCCGAUAUAUUUGUGAAAUUGCUGUUGGUGCCAUUUAUUGUUCCAGAUGCUUUGCGGCAAAUUACCUCACCGUAGUUAGCUUGCCAUUUAUUUAUUUAUUUUUUAAAAAACCCUGUUAUAUGAGUAAAACCAGGGCUAAUCCGGCACCUGAAGUCAGGUGUGAGUUUCCACAGAUCAUGGAACUAAUUUUUUUGAUAGGCCAGAGAGUAGACUUUUCCUCCUAAAGCUUAUUUUUCACUCCUGAUAACCUUAGCUUACUCUUGAGUCUGCUGAUGCCUCACCUUUCUGUGCGGGUGAUGCAAUUUUUGCUACAUUUGCACAAAAAGGUGACAACUUCUGUCAAAAAUAGAGCAGACAAUACAGUGGUACCUCGGGUUAAGUACUUAAUUCAUUCCGGAGGUCCGUUCUUAACCUGAAACUGUUCUUAACCUGAAGCACCACUUUAGCUAAUGGGGCCUCCCGCUGCCGCCGCGCCGCCGGAGCACGAUUUCUGUUCUUAUCCUGAAGCAAAGUUCUUAACCUGAAGCACUAUUUCUGGGUUAGCGGAGUCUGUAACCUGAAGCGUAUGUAACCUGAAGCGUAUGUAACUCGAGGUACCACUGUAAUGAUCUCCUCACACCUGUGCCAAGUCUUCCAACCAACAGUUAUAAAAGUAUCUUAUCAUUGCUGCCAUAUUACAUCUUCUUUUUCCAUUGUACCACAUAUUUCCAUAUACCACAUAGACAAUGCCGCACAGUGUACAACAACCGUUGUAUUAUGCAAGUAAGGAUGGCAGAACUUUGAAAUACUUCUUUUAAAAUAAAAAAGCUAUACUUCUACAGCUGUAUCUUAAGGGUCAAAUUCUGCAGAUUUCCUCAAGCAUCUUUGAAAGUCGUUUUAAUUUUAACAGUGAUGGUGCAGCCUACGUUUCUACGGUAACUGUCUACAGUACCAAAUUUUCCAUUCAGAUCUGAAAUAUUCACAUAUUUCAAGUGGAAACGUCAUACACUUCAGUUCUUGUUUAAGCAAGCAUUUUUAAGAAGUAUUUUCUUGUCAAAUGUUUUAUCCUUGUUAUACUACCAGCUUUUGUCAUGUGGCUCAGCCCUUACGCAGUAAAAAUAUAAAAGUUUGUCCCCUUAGCAAAAGUACUCCUGAUAUAUUCAUUAAAAAUAUUUUUACGUGUCCCCAUAAAAAAUUAGAGCAUCAGAGAACAUUAAUUGAGAGAGCAAAACAUUAACAGAUUCUACUCCAUAUUGUGACUAUUGAUUUCCCUUCAGCGGUCUGUGCGUUUACAGCAAUUGCUGUAGCAUAACUAAGAACUAAAUCAAUUGUUCUUUUUCAAACCGAUGUAAAAUUAAUUCAGUUUGCAGUCUUGUUCUGCUAAGAACAGUACAUUUCAGAAAUAUUUCAUUUCAUUUUAGUUUUCAGGUUCCUUUCUUGAAUGCUCUGAGGAGAGCCAGUUCUGUUGAAACUUGUGUAGUUUAUUUAAAUUGUUGUUUGUGUUUCAUACUCUAGUUAACUGUUUGUUCUAUUUUGAUGCUUGAAGUCACCUUGAUAAUUUAUUGAAUUACCUAAAUGAAACGGCCCUGAGAGCUUGUUGAAUGGUCUGUGUGUUGAAUGUCUAAGUAAAAUGAGUAUAAUAAUUUCAGCUCCCUUUUCUAUCUCGUAUCUUAUAGAUCAGCAAAUAUGCUUUAUAGCAAGUUGGUCCCACAUAUUGUAUUUUAAACAGACUUGAUAUACAGCUUUCAGGUACUACCAAUUAGUUGCGUAAUUAACAAAUGUCUAUUUAAAAUAAGCUCACUUCUUGUGUGCAGUCCACACAAGGUUUAAUUUAUUUACCUCUUUACUUUGUAUUUGUAUGUUAUUAAUGGCAUAUAGCUAUUUGUUCUGGAAAACAAAUGCAUAGUUUUCCUUUUCCGAGUUUUAUCUAUACUCAUCCCCACAAAGAUGCCGAUAAAAAAAAUCUUAAAUGAUAUUCCCAGCUAUGGCUGUACCUUGGCACUUGAUGUGUAUCAUUUUAGCUCAUGCGAUAUACCAAAUAAUGUGUGAUGCACCAUUUUUGUCAUAUCUCAUGGGUAGGCAAACUAAGGCUUGGGGGCCGAAUCCGGCCCAAUCGCCUUCUAAAUCCGGCCCACGGACGGUCCUGGAAUCAGCGUGUUUUUACAUGAGUAGAAUGUGUCCUUUCAUUUAAAAUGCAUCUCAGGGUUAUUUGUGGGGGCUGCCUGGUGUUUUUAUAUGAGUAGAAUGUGUGCUUUUAUUUUAAAUGCAUCUCUGGGUUAUUUGUGGGGCAUAGGAAUUCAUUCAUUCCCCCCCCCCAAAAAAAAUAGUCCAGUCCCCCACAAGGUCUGAGGGACCGUGGACCAGCCCCCUGCUGAAAAAGUUUGCUGACCCCUGUCUUAUCUAGAUACUGGAAUAUUAAUAAUUAUUUGUUUGGUAUAAAUAUUCCCAAGAAAAGUAAACUGCAACAACAAUUUCACAAUGGCAAUCUUUAGAAGUAUUAAAAUUUCUUGCUAUAACACCAUUGCCCCUAUUUCCUGUUAGUACUUCACAUUUUUUUAAAAAAAAAUAUAGCAACUAAUGGUUAGAAAAUUCAGGACACCAUCCAGCUAAAUUUAAGCACGGUAAGGUCCUCCUGGGCAGUAUCCAAGUAAAUAAUUGUGUGUGUGGAACAGCUUCCACUUGUGCAGCAGAACUUUCUCUUUGCUCAGUCCUCCAUCCCCAACCAGUGCUCCAGAAGGUUCAGGGAAUCUCCAGAACCAAUUUUAGGAAUGCAUGGAGGCGGGGAGAGCAGGGCAAAUUCCCAGUGCGCAAGCAGAAGCCAUUCCAUUUGCAGAAGGAAUUACUAAGCUAAGCACUAUUUUGGGUACCACCUUACUGUUUCAAUAGGUGAGAAUUGGACGUUGGGUUAACUUUCCCAUUGAAUUCAGAAAGACUUAACUUUGGCUUAAUCAUGCCAUCUGUAUUUAAACUGAAGUGUGUGUGUGUGUGUGUGGUUCCUUUGUUGUACAGUCAUACCUCAUGUUACGUUUGCUUCAUGUUACGUUUCUUCAGGUUGUAUCCCACAGCGACCCAGAAGUACCAGAAAGGGUUACUUCCGGGUUUCGCUGCUCACGCAUGCGCAGUAUCGCCAAAUUGCGCUUCGUGCAUGCGCCAUAUUGCGCUGCGCAGCUGUGCAGAUAAGGCGCUUCAGGUUGCGGGCUUUUCAUGUUGCAAACGGGCCUCCGGAACGGAUCCCGUUCGCAACCAGAGAUACCACUGUAAUAGAAAACAGAAACAUGUUGGUUGGUAGAUGUUUUCUAAAUCUCAGCCGCAUUAUACAUGUGCAUUGCACACAAAGAGCACUCCACUUCGCUUGGAAGUGGAUGGAAAAACUCAAGUGAUGUUGAGUGCAGUCAUGUCAACCAAUCUACUUUCCCUGCAGGAGGCAAAGGAUUACUUGCUUGGUUUUUUAUUUUAUUUUUAUACAGAACUUCAAUCUUCUGAAGUAACCACUCCCAAAAAUAUCUCAAGUUGAUUGACUGCCCGCCUGCCUACAUGGAUCAUAUAUUAGGUGAAUAUCAGUGCUUUUAAAUAAAUAUAUCUUGCUUAUACCCAACAGAAAAGCUUAACAACAAAUCAAACAUAUAUGUCAUGUCCACAGACUAGGAAGAGAAAAUCAUCCUGAUUUAUUUAGUGUCAAUAUUAUUAUUUUUAUUAAAACAGAAGAAAACAACGACAUAAUCAGGAAAGAUGUCUUGGCGUAAAAUAAACUGAAAUGGAACAGGAAACGUUUCUGAAGGACAGUGUUUGGUGUCAAAGUGAAACCUUAACAUUCUUGAGCUUUUAGUAAACACUUAUUAGUGGAAAAGUCAGAAACGGGAGAUGGAUAAAUAACUGUAUACCAAGUUAUUUAUUUACUUUUGUAAAAAAAAAGAAGCAGGCCCUGAUAUACAUUUUUAAAUUAAAAACUCUUGAUUUAAAUAUUUCAAAAUUAAAUAUAAAUGUGAAAAACAACACACAAUAAAUGGUUUUAAUCCACUGUACCUCCGAUGUAGAAUGGCUAUCAGGCACAAAAAUCCAUAGUGGAAAGUAGUUACACCUUAGACGUUGUUGGAUAACCUUCAUUAAAAAAAUAUAUCCAGAGAUCCCCUUGUCCAUCUGCAGUACCCCCCAGUCCUUCGCAAUAUCUCUUCUGAGAGUCGGGUGACCUUUCUGAAAGGGGUGAACAUUCAGACACACAAGUGUGUUAAAGGGGAAGAAGGGGAUCGCCCAAAAUCAGGAGGCUGAACCUUCUGUGAGCAGGAACAUCUCUGGAUCUGAGCCUAUAAAAAGUAAGGUUGACAAGCUCCCAAUUUUUGACACUCACUUUAUUCCAUGUGAAGUGCCCCUCAAGAGUUGUCCUUGUUCAUUUUGGCGCAUGCAAAUGAAAACCCGACUGUAAUAAUAGACCGAAAAUAAUGCCUUAAGAUUCUUAUUGGACAGCCUAUGGUUUUGUCCUUCUGAAGAGUUAGCAAAGCAGUUCCCCCCCCCCCCCAAAUUAUGACAGUUGUCAGGGAAAAGAAGGAAGAAGUAUGAUAAACUUCUUUCUAAAAGCAUUUGAAAACAUAGUUGCUGAUUUAUAUGCAGUCAUUCUUUUGUGUUUACUGUCACUCCUUUAAACCCUAUUAAUUGAGUAAAUUUCAAAUUUUCGGAGAACUGUUUGAUGCCAGCGAAACAAGAAAAACAACAAAAAUUGUAAGAAGUUUUGCACUGUUACUGUAAUAGUGGCAUUCAUUAAAAUUACUUGAGACCUUUAUUUUAAAUGCUGGUUAUAAGAGCUUGUGUGUGACCUGAAAUGAAUGUGAGACAUUCUUAUUUUUAAAGUUGAGGAGGCUUUAUCUAAUUAUCGACUGCCUUGCAUAAUGAUUUUGAAAUGUUUGUAGCAUAAGUGUGUGAAUGAGACAGAUGUAGAAACAGCCAGCUCUUCAUUAUUGAAUCAUAGGAAAAAAGCAAUUUAAUGAAAUGUAACUGGCAAACCAAUUAAGCUUAACUUUAACAUUUAAGCACUAUUCUGUUGCUGAUUAAGAUGGCUUGUUUUGAAAUUUCCCACCUGUUGAAUUCAAUAAAAAUUGCUUACUGAAAUCACUGAAGUUUGAAAAAGCUGCUUUCUUGCAAAUGUGUUAAAUUAGUGAGCAGCGGGGAGUUUGGCCUAUGUGUAUGUAAGGCAUGAAAGGUUUACGCAAAUCAUUCUGUCAAUCAAAAUCAAUAAAGCAGAUGACAGAUUUAGACGCUAAAUUUUUGCAAAACGGGACAUACUGCUUGAGUCAUCAACAUAGCACUAUUGGAUUUUCUAGGAGUUAAUGCUGAAAACCAGGAUUAUUGAUUUUUGGAUUUUGAACAUAUCGUCUCAAGGAUUUCCUGAGUGUACUUUGUGAUGCUUCACACUUAAGUUGACAACACCAGGGGCAUUUCUGUGUCCUUGCCUUUGUAAUCGUUUUCUAAUCAUACUGAAAGGAGACAGAAGUAGCUUUAUAAAAUUAUUAUUCCACCCCCCAAACUCGUGGAACGGUGGGGUUGUCUGGGCAUUGCCUCUUUGUCUGGUGGCCAAUGUUACCUGCCAUCUUCUCAAAGGAAUUAACAUACAGUCACAGAUUAAGACCUUUGACUGUUAUAAAUCUGCUUUCCAAUAUGUUUGACUGGCAGGAGAGCUCUCAGUCUAUCCCUAAUAUAAAUAGGGUAUUAGCACAUCGGGCACCGCUCUAAAGUUAAACAUACAAUUUUGCGGUCGACUUUCCUGGGUGUUGCGUAUUCAUCUCUCUUGCCCACCCCAUGCGUAUGCAGGCUUCCGUGUGUAUAUGCAUGUGAGCGCAUGUGUGCAUAUGUAAAAUAUAAGGCUGACGAUAGGAUAGCAAAAUGAACUACUGUAUGCAAGAAAUAUAUGAAGCUCGCCCGGCUGCCAGCAGCAACUGCUACAUGCAGCCCUCUGAUUAUUGCACUUAUAUCGAAGAUAGUCAGAGUUACAGCAGUUGCGAUGCUCAGGUCCUACACAAUAAUAACAUCUAUAUGGAACAGGCCUGGGCGGUGAAUCAGCCGUAUACCUGUAGUUACCCUGGAAACGUUUUUAAAAGUGAGUACUCCGACAUGGACGUGGCCCUGCAUCAGUACAACCAACCUGAAUAUUUCACCGAAGAAAAGCCUACUUUUUCUCAAGGGCAAUCGCCAUCAUACUCUCAGAAGAAAGGUAGGAAAUGCCAAUUUUUGUGGGUGUUCUUUUUGUGACAUAAAAAUAAAAUCCACCUGAAUUUUGUCCGUUUGCUUGCUUUACACCUGCAAUUUUUCUCCGUUGGCUCAGUUACAUCUUUGAAUGUGAAGACUGCCUAUUGAGAAUCGAAAGCAGCAGCAGCAGCAGCGACAGAUGUUGCUAGGUGAUUGGGAAAGGGUGUUUUUUGAGGGGGCAACGGGAGGUGAAAGACAAAGACUUGCCAUUACUUUUACUUUAAUUUCAGAAAGCUUAUGUAUAUACGUAUAUUUCUGUGCCGUUAAGCCUGUUGUCUAGAUAUAUGUUUGUGCGUGUGUUGGCUGGUACGUUUUCAGAUUGCCUGGAAAAGUUUCUCCUUAGUAAGGUUUUCAUUAUCGACUCAUAACAUUGCCAAGAUGUAUUAUUUUCUUUAUUUUUUGCAUCUUUAGGUGGUUAUGCCUAAUUAGCAUUGAUUAAAAUGUUAUUUAAAAGGAUAUUAAAAUGUACAGCCAAGUGUAAAAACAAGUUACAAAAGGUCAUAUGCUUAAAAGUUCCUUAAAGCAUUACGCUCUGAAUUAUAGCCGGCAAAGUAAACUAUUAAGGAAAAACCUGUAGAUAUGAAACUUUAUUUUGAUCCACGUCCGGUUAAUUGAGUGUUUGAGUGGGAAGUAGGCUGGAUUGAAAAGUGAAUACCCAUUCUUCUAAGCCUUAAAAUAUGUCUGUUUCUCGGAAUCUUAGUAUAACAUUACUUCCCAGUAAGGAAAACACAGAAUAUUGCUGAGAAAGUGUUUAUGAAAGGUGUGUGCAAAUAGUGUUAGAAUUUCCUUUUUUGUAACAGAAACAUUAUAGAUGUUUCAUUUGAUGAAAUACCUUGCUUGAGACUGAAACUCUGUGCAUGUUUUCAUGGGAGCAAGCCCAAUUAAACUAAGUGGAGCUUACUUUUGAGUAGACAUGUAUGGGAUUGUUCUGUAAAACAUCGAUAUGAUACCCUCCAGUUAUUAAGACUCAACUAUCUGUGUGCAAGCAAAGCCUAGCUUACUUACAUAACUGCUCAAGCAACAGUACUUUCUUAUUUUCAAAUGAUUCUAUAGUUCAGUGUAAGCAUAUUUACAAUAGGUUUAUUAAACCUACAGCCCUUUUUCCUGGUAGGAUAAAUAACUAGUUGCUCCUGCUAUAUUAGACCUAAUUAUCUAUAUGUGUCUAUAUGAUGAAAAGUAAAAUGAAAAAUAUUGCCAGAAUUUGGGUUGUAGGGACUUAAGGAUGAUACACAUUUUUUUAAUUUCUAAAAAUUUAAAAAAUGUUCAUGUUAAAAAAUUGAAAACAAAUUACUCUUUGGGACCCCCCCACUUCUUUUCAUUGCUCUUUCCUAUCAUAAAAUAUAUGUGUUUGAUUAGAAAAAGUGCAAAUCAGAGUUCUGUAAACAAAUGCUUUCAUUUGUUGCCAUAUAGUAGACAGUUGUAUUAUUUGGGGGAGCAAUAUGUUUUUUCACUCAUUUGUGUAAAAAUAGUACAUUUCAAGCUUCCUGUUCAUGUUCAGUUCAUAAAAAUUCUUAGUCACCUUUCUAUUGGAAAACACGCUACCCCCCGCCAAAAAAAAAUGAAAUUAAGUACCUCACACUAAAACAUAAGUUGGCUGUUCCGAAUUUGCAAUAGUGUAAAAUGUGUAUCUGUCCUUGUAUUUGACAAUUCUUUGGUGUCUGGACAUCUUAAUAUUUUUUAAGUAAUACUUGAGAUAACUGUGUUUGGCUUAAAAUAAUAUAGGGCUAUGUGAACAUUUUGCAACUGGUUAAUCUUACUAUUCUCCCAGCAAGUGGAUUUAAUAAUGGAAAACAUUACAUACAGUUUUUGAAAGCUGUCUUUCCCUAGAAUAGCUAUCUCGAUAAAUGUUUCAGGGCAUUUUCAUUGUGAGCUAUCUAUCCCUCAAUUAAUAUUUUCUUGCCCGUUGAAAAACGAACACGGAAAGAAGGCUUGCAGAUUCAUAUGUUUGUAGAAGUGAAGAAUCAACAUGGCUUUCACAAAAGUAUUCUAAUACUGUAUUUGCUAAACCGAUCGUAUUUGAAACUUUAUACGUGUUUGUUGGUGGUUUUUGCUUGGAAGCUUUAAGACAAACUCUUAUAAAAGUAACCAAUCACUUAAUCCUGCUCCGAGGACAGACGGCUUUAAUAAGAAACAUUUGUGACAGUAUUGAUCCAAAAUUGAUUCCCCCCCUUAUUCUUCUUCCACCUUUUUUGUUGGCAAAGUCUUACUACUGGCUCAUUAAAACAAAAUUAAGAUCCAAAGCAGGUGUUCAUGAGCUUUGCCCUCGUUCCAGGCAAUUCUUAAUAACUUCAUUUCUAUUAAUUAUGUUUGCUACUAUGUUUGUGCAAUGCCACUCCCUCAGAACAAUUUGUAACAAACUUCUAAAACUUGUGCUGUUGAGUGUAUUCCCAAGCAGAGAAGAGAUCUCUUUCUUUCUGAUCCUAAUGAAAAGCCCGUCCUUUUAAAAGCUGUACAGCAUGUUGUUUUCCCUUGCAAUACAGCCCCAAAGAGAAACUGUGUUUCUAAUAAAAGUCGAGAACAAAAGAUCCACGUGAUGUGUGGGACAGCAUCUAUGGGGAAAUUAUAAGUACCUAGAAGAUUUUGAAAAAAUAAGUGUUCUACGUUGUAAUCAUAAGUUCCCAGCUUUUGCUAUAUGGUGUUUUCGUUGUAUUUAACACCUUGCUAUCUUUUCUUUUUGUGGCUAAAAAAAAAUGGCAUAAAAUGAAUCUAGAAGCUGGGUAUCAGAAUCUGUAAUUUAUUAUGCAUCGAUUAUUCUUACAGCGAAUAUGCAAGCCCAAAUUGUAACAAUAAUCAAUACAUUAUUACACAUUCUGAAUUUGAGCCUCUUGAUUAAUGUUUCUGGGAUUUGCAGAACUUGUUUCAAUGUAAGAUAAGCACAGCUGGUGUUUUGUUUUUUCUUUUAAAAUGUUUAGGGGUACUCUCAUUUUCCUACUCAUAUUGAAAUACUGCCCCUCAAUGAGGCGAAACUUAGAUUCACAAAAUGUUUAGGUGGGUAUGCAUACGUAGAAAAAAAACACUUGGCACAACUAUGAUUCAUGACAAAGUCAGAAAUCAGUUUCUACCACAGUAAGCCUUCAGUUCACGUUCUCUCCCUUCCUCAUUUUUGUUAUCUCAAGGAGGAACUGCUAUUGAUUUUGAACUGAGCACAGUUUUCUAUCCAAGACCGGUUUAAUCCUGGAUUCUUUUCACUAAACAUAGUUUAAGCAAGCCACAGUUCCUAAAUUCAAAUGUAACAGGGCACUGUGCUAGGUUCAGCAGAGGAGGGGAGCUCAUGUCAGCAUGAGGCUCACAGCAGCUCGUUCUAAUAUCAAUUCAAUUCAAUCAAUUUUAUUGUUUAUAGCCAAUGGCAAUUACAAUACAGUACGAAUACAAAUCACACAAUUGCAAAAUGAAAAAACACGAAAGCAAGGCAAAUCUACAAUGUCCAGAAAUUUAAGAAUGUUCCUUCUCAUCAGCAUCACUAGGGUUUAAUACUUGCACCAUCCAGAAAGGUUGUUCUUUCUAAUAUCAGAAACAAUAAUUUCCCAAUAAAUCUUAACCAAGCCAAAAAGAACCUGAACCUUCAAGGUUCUGUACUUUUCAGCAAUUCUAUGGAUUUAAGUGAAAAUACAUUGUGUGAACAGGGGACAUGGGUGGCGCUGUGGGUAAAACCUCAGCGCCUAGGACUUGCCGAUCGUAUGGUCGGCGGUUCGAAUCCCCGCAGCGGGGUGAGCUCCCGUCGUUCGGUCCCAGCUCCUGCCCACCUAGCAGUUCGAAAGCACCCCUAAGUGCAAGUAGAUAAAUAGGGACCGCUUUAUAGCGGGAAGGUAAACGGCGUUUCCGUGUGCGGCGCUGGUGCUAGCUCGCCGGAGCAGCUUCGUCACACUGGCCACGUGACCCGGAAGUGUCUUCGGACAGCGCUGGCUCCCGGCCUCUUGAGCGAGAUGAGCACGCAACCCUAGAGUCGGACACGACUGGCCCGUACGGGCAGGGGUACCUUUACCUUUACCUUUACAUGGUGUGAACAAAGGUUUGCAAAUUUUGGCACUGAAGCCUUUUUUUAAAAAAGCUGCCUUUGAUGUCAGCUGUGGAAAUUUCGGUGUCAUAUCAUGCAGACAAGAUAAUCUGUAUGUACCAUUACAAUGACAGUGUAUACAAUUUGCAAAGCAGGUGGAGGUGACAGAUUUUGUCAUCGUAACCCAUCGUAACAAUAACUUGAACUUCUUGGAGUAGGUGGUAAGAGUUAAAGUGUGGUUUUACUUAAAGGAUGUUCUGUUCAAUCAUGUUGCUUCCUUCUAGUUAUUCAAUCAUGUUGCUUCCUUCUCAGGUGUGAGUUAUCUAAUAUGAAGUCCUUUCCAGACUUUUGCUGAAGACAGGGAGUGGACUGGGAAUCAGCUCAUACCCACUUUUCCACAUUUUUAUCUGAAGCUUGUAACGGAGACUGUGUGUGGGCUGCGUUUAGAUUUUCAGAUGAAUAUGGAGAAGUCAAAAGGUGGUAUCGUGGGUGAGAAAAGAGGUAGAAUGCUUGAUUCUUGGGUAUGAUGCACAAGCUUCAAAAAGCACGAGAUAAUUCUCAGAUGUGGCCUGUGCUAGUAUACUCUUGUCUCUGUGAUCCUUUAUCUUGUUUUAUAUCCUGCCUGUACUUUGAACAUCCUUAGACUGCAGUUCUGUUCUCAGGCGGCAUAAAAUGAUGGGAUCUAAAGAAACACGGAAUUUAGAAGGCCCCUUCAAAUAUGUUUUUCUCAAACAGCAUGAUCUCUUUCUGUACUGGACGGCAAAAUUCUAGCGAAGCUGAUGGACAUUUGAAACGUAAAUUGGGCUAUGUCGUGAAGAGAGGGAAUGCUCAAAAGUUCCAGGGGGAGAAUGCAACUCCAAACAUCAAAGCAUUUGUUUGUAUCGUAAUCAUUAACUGUGUGCAGGUCAAUGAAUAGAUCAUAUGCUUUGUCUGCAGAUGUUCCUGGUUUCAGUCCUUGGCAUCUCCAGUUAGGAUUGGGAAAGACUUCUGUCUGAGGUAUUAGAGAACCACCGGCUGCAUAUAAGUGCAGACAGUGCUAACCUAGAUAGAUAAAUGGUUUAAUAAAAUCCAGCUGUUAGGAAUCUCACUAGACACCCCAUACGGCUUUAUCAAAAAAUUCUGCAUUUGAUAUAAUGAAACGCACAUUGUUAGACAACAAACUCCAAGUACUUAGUAGCCAAAUCGGAAAUAGUGUAUUUGCAAGUCUGGGUUUGGUGCGAGGGGGACAGCCAAUGGCGUCUUACCUUUCCCUUUUGACCAACCCGAAUCAACACAGGGCCUAUAUGCUAGCGAGACGGAAUGUGCUAUUCUUGGCAAUGCAACACGGGAGAUUCCAAAAAAUACCACUCCUAGAGAGGCUAUGCCCCUGUGUACAGAGACAAGUGGAAUCAGUCAUGCAAGUUAUUUUGCACUGCCCCUGGUAUCAGACAAUUUGAUCUUAAGUUUAUCAAUCGGUUGUUAGUAGGGAGUGGUAUUCAGACAAAUGUAAGGUAGCCUUUCUUAUGUUUACUCAGGAAUGGGGAUAAUAUGGAGCUGGUAGCCAGGUUUCUGAAACAUGCGGUGAGGAUUUGUGAAUGCUAAACAACACUAAUUUAAGAGCUAGAAUUAAAUAUAAAAAUAUUGUCCAGUAGCACCUUAAAGGUAAAGGGACCCCUGACCAUUAGGUCCAGUUGUGGCCAACUCUGGGGUUGCUGCGCUCAUCUUGCUUUAUUGGCCAAGGGAGCCGGCAUACAGCUUCCGGGUCACGUGGCCAGCAUGACUAAGCUGCUUCUGGCAAACCAGAGCAGCGCACGGAAACGCCGUUUAGCUUCCCGCCGGAGAAGUACCUAUUUAUCUACUUGCACUUUGACAUGCUUUCGAACUGCUAGGUUGGCAGGAGCAGGGACCGAGCAACAGGAGCUCACCCCAUCGCGGGGAUUCGAAAAGCCAGCCUUCUGAUUGGCAAGUCCUAGGCUCUGUGGUUUAACCCACAGUGCCACCCGUGUCCCUCGUGUGCAUGCACACGAAAGCUUAUACCCAGAACAAACUUAGUUGGUCUCUAAGGUGCUACUGGACAAUUUUUUAAUUUUUAAUUUUAAUUUUUUUAUUUCUUUUGACUGUGUCAGAGCAACACAGCUACCUACAUGAAUUAAGAGCUAGAUGCAGGAUUUUCCAAGGGGGAAACAGCAUCCUUCCUGUAUUGAGCUGCAUGGGCCUAUAUAGCUCACGCCUUCUCUAAAGACAGCGUGAAAAGCUGGUACAGGGGCACCUCCAUUAUUAUUAUUAUUAUUCUGUUUCUCUGUAAAUUUGAAGCAACUACGAAUUUCUUACAUAAUUUUAACUGCGUGGUGUGUCCAUGGAAUAAAUUGUAGCAGUCUGUCUGCAGGAUAAUCAGUAUGUAGAAUGACUGCAGCUUUUUCAGAUGACCUUUUUCAUUCGGCGCUUUUUAACAGAAGGAGCCAUUUUUCACUCAAUGGCCAUCGCUUGGCCAAUAUUGGGGAAAAGGAGAUGGCAAAUCUGCGAGCAUUAGAUUUCCCCGGUUAAGCAUCAUCAAGGGUCAACAUCAUAAUAAGCAAUAAUACUGGUACUUAGUACAGAUAGAAUCCUUUCCCUUGUUUCGAGGACUGAAGGGCAAUCUUAAGUGGCUUGCCUAAGGAAAUGUAGCAAAUUGGAUAUGGGGGUGGGAAUAUAAUCUGAUUCUCCCUCUGGUUUAUCCAGUGAUUCAUGCUACCUGAACAUUCUAGAGAUAUAUAUAUAUAUUGAGCUAGAAUUGAGUUUGGUUGGCAAUUCUCACUUUUCAAUGUUUCUAACGAGGUACAGUGUGUUAGAGUGAUAUUGACUUGUAUCUCUCCCAAGUGCAGCUCAUUGUACUUACAAUAAUUUUGAAGACAAGGAACAUGCAUUUAAGAGCAAAACCUGCAAUCUGCACCUUUGUGAGUAGCCAAACACCCACUACUUUUCACAGAGGCCAGGAAUAGGUCUCUUAGGACGAGGCCUUUAACCCAUUUGCUCGUGAAGUACCCCACAGCUUGAACAGAACUGUACGAAUACCCUGUAAUUUUCUUAAAAGUGUUACUCAUUUCCCACACAAAGGGACACACAGGUAUUUUUCGCUUCCAAGAAAGUAAUGUAAUAAGGUUCCACUGGAGCAUUUGCAACAAGAAAAAUAAUAGCAAAUAGUCAACUGUACUAGACAUGUGGGAGCUCUUUAUCCAACCUGUGCCAUGCUGCUGUUUUUCUGUUCACAUACCGUAUUUUUUUGCUCUAUAAGACACACUUUUCCCCCUCCAAAAAUUAAGGGGAAAUGUGUGUGCGUCUUAUGGAGUUAAUGCAGGCUCCAUGGCUUCAGUGAAAGCAACGCAUUGCUUAUGCUGAAGCCUGGAGAGCAAGAGGGGUCGGUGCGCACCGACCCCUCUCGCUCUCCAGGCUUCAGGGAUGGCCACCCGAUGCUCUCCAGGCUUCAGGGAUGGCUGCGCUCCGGAGGCUUCAGGCGGCCAUCCCUGAAGCCAGGAGAGCAAGAGGGGUCGGUGUGCAGCGAUCCCUCUUGCUCUCCUGGCUUUGCUUCGCUGGGGAGGCACUGCACAGCUUUCCCUCUCUGCGCAGCGCCCCUUCAGCGAAGCGGGAGGAGAAAUGGAAUGGGCUCCGCUUUUCCUUCCGCUUCGCUGAAGGAGCGCUGCGCAGAGAGGGAGAGAUUUUUUUUCCCCUCCUCUAAAACUAGGUGCGUCUUAUGGUCGGGUGCGUCCUAUGUCUGGCAUACAGCUUGCUAACAGCUCAUACCUCAGAGGCUUAUCGAUAUGGUGUGUUUGCUUCAUAUUAGCAUCACAAAACCAAACAUGCAAAUAUUUGAAAGCUGGUUUUGGAUGUGAUAUAACUAGUUAGGGGUCAGCAACCUGCAGCCCAUGGCGGUCAUUUAAAUUGAGCGAGGACUCGCUUCCGCAGUGCCAGAAAUCACCUCUGCGCAGACACAAUCCGGCCCAUGGAGUGAUCUCCGCGGGAGUGAACUGGCCCAGGCAAGGUAAACCUUGCCGACUCCUGGACUAGAUUAUGCAUCCUAUUGGAGGGGAAUGGUUACGAUUUCAUGACUUACCAAUAUUUAUAAAAGUACAGAUAUUAUUUCAUGAUUGCUAUUGUGAUACCCACUGCUGGUGUGUGUGUGUAAACAAACAUGUACUUAUUGUAGUUUGUUAAUUCACUAGUUGUAUAAUCUUAUAUUUACUAAAAUAAAACAUUAAAAGUUCAGCAUAAUUACUGAACUUGAUGUCUUCCCAAUAUCAGAAGCUCAUCUUGUUUGUAAUCGCAGCUAAAGUUUCUUUGCUUAUGUACAGUAGCAUUAGCUGAGAUGCAGAUCAUAUCUUCGUCAUAGAGGGUAUUUAUUUUGCCAGAGCAUGAUAUUACCCAGAGUGUUGUCUCUUCUCUUUAUAAUAGCCUUUUGAGCACUUCAAAGCAUCAUUAAACAGUUCAUUAAACAGGGGUAAGUGUAUCGAUUGCCAUGCUGUGCAUUUUCAAAGGAAUUCAAAAAAACCACCAAUCCAAGUGGAAGUUAAAUAAUUGAAUAAACUUAUAUGAGUCUCGUAGAGCCAUAAACAAUGUCAAGGAGGAUAGAAGAAUAACAGAACAGCAAAAAUGUGAAAGGGUAUACAGAUAUGCCACUAAGUAUAUAUUUAAAAUUAACCAUAUUAAUAUUUUAUAAAUAAAUAAAUAACAAAGCUAUUGCUAUUUGAUGAUUUCAUAAUCUUAGUACUCAAGGCGCAGCAGUGUUGCCAUUGGAGUAAAUAAUUUUUGCUCCAGAUUUCUGGUAGCGUACUGUCUCUGCUGUUAGCAACGUUUGUUUUGUGGAACUGUUGAAAACUGCUCAAGAGACCUUUGAACCUCAGCAGUGCUUUUUUGGGGGGUGGGAAAUGUGCCAGUACUCACCAAGGGGUACUGGUACUUCGUACCCUUGAGUACCCCUGGGGGGAAGCACUGAACCUCAGUAUCAUCAGCAACACAAAGAGAGUAAGGCCUCAAGAUGACUAUUAGCCUUCCAAAAAGAUCUCCUCUGGACCAGUGUUUUAUUGCAGAUGUAUUCUGCAACAUGUUUUUGACAUAGUAAUUUGUUGUUGUUUAGUAAUUUAGUCAUGUCCGACUCUUUGUGACCCCUUGGACCAGAGCACGCCAGGCACUCCUGUCUUCCACUGCCUCCCUCAGUUUGGUCAAACUCAUGCUGGUAGCAUCGAGAACACUGUCCAACCAUCUCGUCUUCUGUCGUCCCCUUUUCCUUGUGCCCUCCAUCUUUCCCAGCAUCAGGGUCUUUUCCAUUAUCCAUUCUUAAGGAAAUCAGCCCUGAGUGCUCACUGGAAGGACAGAUCGUGAAGCUGAGGCUCCAAUACUUUGGCCACCUCAUGAGAAGAGAAGACUCCCUGGAAAAGACCCUGAUGUUGGGAAAGAUGGAGGGCACAGGGAGAAGGGGACAUAGUAAUAGUAGUACCUUAAGGGUGGAUUUAUUCUGCUUUAAUAGUUGCGUUGUGACGCUUCCCCAAUGCUACCAAAUUAUUGCUGUCCAGAGGGGCUAGGGCACAAAAAAUAAGCAGUGGGGGAGGAUGGACGACGACCCGUAACAUGGUAUGAAAAGGUAGAGGAUGUUAGCAGGAAGUAACAGGAUAUGCCCUGCUUGGAAAUAUAACCAACCCAAAAUGUUUGCAGGCACAGACAUUAUUGGAAGUGGAAUCGUGGUUGACUACCCCAAUAACAGAAAUCAUCAUGAAUGCGCAAUAAAAGUGCAUCUUUUGAAACCUGAGUUGCAUUAAGAUAAAUGCUCUUAAACUGAUGACUCAUUGUCCAUUUUGUGAGCACCAGUUAGCCAAGUUGGGAAUGGACAUAAGCACACUGCAAUGAUGUUCACUUGGACAUCCAUGUCUUGCUGUCUUCAGAUUCCAUGUCUUACUCCCUGAUUUGGCUGGAAAAAAAUACUCUUUCUGAAUUAGGUUAGGAAAAACAAACAAAGGUGACUAUCAAUACAGUCUUGACUAUUUUGCUGACUAAGGGUCUUUCAAAGAAAUCUUAUUAGUCCAACUUGAAAAAGGCACAAACACAGAACUCUACUCUGCUUCCUCUAUAGCAGCCACAUAAUGGAAAUCUCUGUGAUGAUUCAUUGGGUCUAAAGAGCAUUGGCUGAGAUCUGUAUAGAAUCCUUUCUUGUGAGGUCUGGUAGAUAGCUUAUCCAUGAACCAGCUACUUCUAAGUAAAAAACAAUAGUCACUGUAUAUGCUCCAUGAGGCCCAAAAACCCACACCUCUUGUUAAAAGAUCAGAUACAAUACUUUUAGCAGUAAUACAAUAAGUUUAGUUGGUUUUUUUUAUUUCUGCAUUAAUGAGUUUGCAAGAAACAUUUUUCCUUUGCAUUUGAGUUGAAAAGUUGUGAAAUUUCUUCAAAAUGGUUUACAAUGACUUGUGUUAAAAAACACAUUCUAAUGUAACAUUAUGUAAAUUAAUAAAGAUGCACCUACAAUUUAUAUGUAUUCUGAAGAUGGGUGUUAAUAUUUUACUUAAUUUCUUCUCAGAAGGUAUAUAAUUGGAUACUGGUGUAUAAUUCAGAUUAAAUUGUGAGGGGUCCUCAAAUGUAUUUUGCAGUACAAAGGCCCCCAACAAAUUUGGUUGAACAUUUACAACGCUAAAUAAUUUUUGGGUAUAGACUUGGUAUGUUAUCUAGGAUCAAUUGGUUCUACAGGCCCUGCAGAUCUUGAUCAAGUGUAAUAGAUUUCAAGAGGGAUUGUUCAGAUUGGAUUAUGGCACACAUUCUUCUAAGGUGUGGGCAUCUGCUCCCGCUGAGUAUUUUGUCUUGCCAAGAGUUCAGAUUAGACAGAUUUGCAAGUCCGGACUUUGACGAGACUGCAGCUUUACCUUCAACUGCCAUAAAUAUACUAGACAGAUGAAGGUCAAGGUCAUUAAGAGUCAUUUGGGCUCCUCUACCCAAAUCUUGACCUGCAUUUGUGUGAUAUCCUUCGCAUUAUGAAGCAAUGUUGAAAUCGUUGUAUGCUAACAAUAAGCACCUAAUUGUUCUUUAGGACAAGAGCACACCAUCUUUGUUAAUUUACCAGCUGGUUCUCCCCUCCUGACUCCCCUCUCUGUUGCAGACCACACUCUCUCAUUCUUUAUGCUUUUGGGUCCAGUCCAUCUCUUUAAAGUCAAGAUACAGGUGUGCCCCGGAAAUAUUGCGUAUUUAGUUCCGGACCUCUGCAAUAAAACGAAUAUCACAAUAAAGCAGGGUGGAUUUGAUUUAAAUCAAAUCGAUUUAAAUCACGAUUUAAAUCUUUAGUUGGUGAGACUUGUUUUAAAUCUUCUUUUUUUACAGAAAGACUCAUUCUUGCUAGUAUCAACUAAAUAUUUACAACCAGAUGAAGGUUUCAUUUUUGGAAUAAUAAAUUUUUCAGAGUAGUUUUUACAGUUAUAUCAAAAAUUACUGAUUUGGUUAUACUAUUAGAAAUACAUAGACUGAUAAUUAUGAAAUUAACAUUAUAGCAUAUGUAUCCAUGUUUGUUAACUGAUGUGGUUAAACAAUUUUUUUAAAAACAACAACCUUAGACUGAGUUUUAGCACACAUGAAAAACUUUAAACAAAUUUCCUGAUGAAUAGCCUUUGGACUAUAAUGUUACAUAAAUAGGAAACUAUCUUUAGAAAGAUUUUUCCUCCAAAAGCAUUUUAUUUUAAAAAUCUAAUUUAAAUUUUUUUUUAAGUAUUUUUUUUAAAUUGAUUUUUUUAUCCACCUUAAUAAAGCAAGUCACACUCUUUUUUGUUUUUUUGUUGUUUUUUUUUUGUUUACACUGUACUGUAGUCUAAUAAGCCAGGUCCCCCAGACUGCAGGGGCAGGAAGAGAGAAACCCAGUUCCAGCCCUAGACAGCUCCACUCCCAUGACCAGAAGAGGGGCAGCUGUAGGGAUUUAUCUUCCUUCCAGUUUAAGUUAUUUUAGUGGUUUAAACUGUUGCGGUCUCGUGUUUUGAAUUGCUUUAGCUGAUUUGCUGUGCUUGCCCGUAGAACGUUUUAGACUGCUUUUUUAUUUUGGAAUUGUAAUGAUAUGGUUUCAGUACAGUGGUACCUCGGGUUAAGUACUUACUGUAUUUUUCGCUCUGUAAGACGCACUUUUUCCCUCCUAAAAGGUAAGAGGAAAUGUGUGUGCGUCUUAUGGAGCGAAUGCAGGCUGCACAGCGAUCCCUCUUGCUUUUUCUGACUUCGCUUCGCUGGAGAAGCGCUGCACAGAGAGGGGAGGGAGAGAAUAUUUUUUUUCUUGUUUUCCUCCUCUAAAACCAGGUGCGUCUUAUGGCCGGGUGCGUCUUAUAGAGCGAAAAAUACGGUAAUUCAUUCCGGAGGUCUGUUCUUAACCUGAAGGACCACUUUAGCUAAUGGGGCUUCCUGCUACCGCCGCGCCGUCAGAACACGAUUUCUGUUCUCAUCCUGAAGCAAAGUUCUUAACCUGAGGUACUAUUUCUGGGUUAGUGGAGUCUAACCUGAAGCAUAUGUAACGUGAAACGUAUGUAACCCGAGGUACCACUGUAGUUGUAGUUUAGUUUUCGUCACAGACAUGAGCCACUUUUAAGGCUUGACCUUAAUGGCAUAGAAAUACUGCAAAUUAAUCUCUGUGCAUGCAUCUUAUUAUUAUUAUCAUUUAUACUCAGCCACUCUGGGCAGCUCCCAACAGAAUUAAUGAUAAUAAUAAUAAAAACGAUAAAACAUCAGACAUUAAAAACUUCCCUAAACAGGGCUGCCUUCAGAUGUCUUCUAAAAAUCAGAUAGUUGUUUCCUUGAAAUCUGUUGGGAGGGCAUUCCACUGGGCGGAUGCCACUACUGAGAAGGCAGUGGCUGCAGUGGUUCAUUUCCCUAGUGCUCACAGUUUUUCAAAGUGUGGUAGUAUUUUAUUAUUUUUAAUUCAUUUAUUUAUUAAAAAAAUAUUUCUGUGCUGCCGUAUCAUAACACAUCAGGGCUAUUUACAAUAUCACAGCAUAAAGCACAAUUUAAAAAAAUACAAAAACAGAUAAUCAUCACGGCUAAUCAAGAUAAAAAUUAAGCAGUUGAAAAGGCCUGUUACCUCAUCCAGUAGCAAAGGCUGUAUGCUUAUUUUUCUGCAGGGAUAAUAUUCUCCUGGUUCAUCUGGGAUUCAUUUGGGAAGUGAACAUGAUGUCUAACAAAGCUUUUCAUAUUUUUUUCAACCCCCCCCCCCCCCCGGACAUGAGAAUGGUACAUGAACUGCUUGGCUUGGAUUUCCUGAGGUUACUGAAGCACUAGUAUAUAGUGUGUUAGACCUCUCAUUAUACCUUUCAUAUUCCAUUUAGCAAAUUAGUAAACAUGACAUAAUCAGUCACUUCUCUUUGACACCCCAGAGACUCUCUAGCUAUUGUAACCUCGUCCUUUUCAAAAUGGCUUCUCCUGUUGUUGUGAAGCACAGUUUUGGGCUCCCAGUUCAGCUGCCACCUGAAGUCACUGUCAUUAUGACACUAGAGUGCAAGUCCUAUACAUGAAUCAUCCGCAUAAAAAGUUCAAGGGAGACCCAUUAAGGAAUGACCUACCUAAGAUGAAGAUGGUGAGGGUGAGGAUGAUUAAUUUUUUAUAUUGCCCUUCAUCCAAAGAUCACAGGGAGGUUCACAACAUAAAAAUGCAAAUUGAAAACACAAAAUGCAUAAUAAAAACACCAAAAAAACAGACCAAAUGUAGUCAGUCCCCUGUGACUACUCAUUAUUGAGCAACAAAUUGUAACUGGCAAGGAUUUGUCACCAUGUUAGUUGAUAACGGCCAAUUAAAAAGUUCACUUUACCGAGUGAAAAUUGUGGUUUUAGGUGAAAAAAAUAUAUACAGUGGUGCCCCGCAAGACGAAUGCCUCGCAAGACGGAAAACUCGCUAGACGAAAGAGUUUUCCGUUUUGGAGGUGCUUCGCAAAACGAAGCUCCUAUGGGCUUGCUUCGCAAGACGAAAAUGUCUUGCGAGUUCCUGCGGUUUUUUUUCCCUUCCCCCCCCUUUUUCUAAGCCGCUUAUCUGCUUAUCCGAUAAGCUGAUAAGCCGCUAAAAGCCGCUAAUAGCGCUAAUCCGCUAAUCUGUCAAUGGGCUUGCUUUGCAAGACGAAAAAACCGCUAGACGAAGAGACUCACAGAACGGAUUCUUUUCGUCUUGCGAGGCACCACUGUAAUAUGAUACAGAAUAGUGUAAUAUUCUGCAGCAGGGUACCAGUGCAUUUAUCCUCCUCGCUCUUGUACUAGGGACAAGACCCAAAACAGGGAUAUCACUUUGGUUUCCAUUGACAUUUUGCAGUCUUUUAUUCCCUCCAGUCACUGUAUAUGAAGGGCUUGUCUGUUUGGACACAGAUGCCGAGGGAGCAUCAAUGUGCCCUUACUAGGAACCUGGAAUUCAUCAUGCGAAAGGCUGGGCUGGAUGAAUCCCUAGCCGGAAUUAAGAUUGCCGGAAGAAAUAUCAACAACCUCAGAUAUGCAGAUGACACAACUUUGAUGGCAGAAAGUGAGGAGGAAUUAAAGAACCUUUUAAUGAGGGUGAAAGAGGAGAGCACAAAAUAUGGUUUGAAGCUCAACAUCAAAAAAAGGAAGAUCAUGGCCACUGGUCCCAUCACCUCCUGGCAAAUAGAAGGGGAAGAAAUGGAGGCAGUGAGAGAUUUUACUUUCUUGGGCUCCAUGAUCACUGCAGAUGGUGACAGCAGCCACGAAAUUUAACUGAAUUUAAGACACCUGCUUCUUGGGAGAAAAGCAAUGACAAACCCAGACAGCAUCUUAAAAAUCAGAUACAUCACCUUGCCAACAAAAGUCCGUAUAGUUAAAGCUAUGGUUUUCCCAGUAGUGAUGUAUGGAAGUGAGAGCUGGACCAUAAAGAAGGCUGAUCGCCAAAGAAUUGAUGCUUUUGAAUUAUGGUGCUGGAGGAGACUCUUGAGAGUCCCAUGGACUGCAAGAAGAUCAAACCUAUCCAUUCUUAAGGAAAUCAGCCCUGAGUGCUCACUGGAAGGACAGAUCGUGAAGCUGAGACUCCAAUACUUUGGCCACCUCAUGAGAAGAGAAGACUCCUGGGGCAGGAGGCUGAUGUUGGGAAAGAUGGAGGGCACAAGGAGAAGGGGACGACAGAGGACGAGAUGGUUGGACAGUGUUCUCGAAGCUACCAGCAUGAGUUUGACCAAACUGCGGGAGGCAGUAGAAGACAGGAGUGCCUGGCGUGCUCUGGUCCAUGUGGUCAUGAAGAGUCACAUACGACUAAACGACUAAACAACAAAACUAGGAACCUGAGAUUUAUCAAUAGAGCCCUGGAUUUCCCUGGUUGAUGCAACACUGGACCUACAUUUUGGAGCAUUAGAGAAGAAGUUCAGGCGAUUUGGCCUAGGUAUUAUGCUUAGCAUCUUGCUUCAGCUGCUGCUGUUGCUGUAGUAGCACAACCCUCUGUUUAUACCAAUAUAGUUAAAAAGGCACUUGAGGCCAUGCUGCUAAUCUUUCAUCCAUAGAAAAUGGCAGAGUCCCAUUUUGUGGAAUGGUUCCAAUUAUUUUUAUUAUCAGAAUUACUACUGAAUGUGAGUUAUUAAUAUAGCCAAAGCUCCACAAUGCUUGUCGAUUGCCCUGUAAUUAUUACUAUUAUAACGCAUAGUGUUCUCAGUCCAGAAUCGAGUUAUGUUGGGUUGAACGCUUUGUGAACUUACACAAACAUCUUGCAUCUUAAAUGUGUAACAUGUUGAUGCAGUAAACAAAUAGACUAUAUUUCAGAGUGCGUUGAGUUGAGGGGUAAUUUGUUUCUCUUCCAUUCAUUAUUUUAGGAGCUUUGGCGAAUGUGUAUUAGGAAGAAUCCCCGCCCCCCCCAAUUACAGGACAGAAUCAAAAACAAUAAUUACUCUUGAGGGGUACCACCUACACCUACCAUUGUCUUAAGUUAGAAUUUCACAUAGUAUUAAUGCCUUUCUUUCACUUUAAGCCUUCCCCAAAGUGUUAGAGCUGAUCAUGAGCUAAACGUUUUAUUUUACAGUGGUACCUCUGGUUACGAACUUAAUUCGUUCCAGAGGUCCAUUCUUAAGCUGAAAUUGUUCUUAUCCUGAGGCGUGCUUUUGUUAAUGGGGCCUCCCGCUGCAUACGGUCCUCCGGCACACAAUUCCCAUUCGCAUCCUGGGCAUAGCUGCCAACAUUUUCCCUUUUUUAAGGGAAAUUCCCUUAUUCCGAAUAGAAUUCCUUUCAAGAAAAGGGAAAAGUUGACAGCUAUGAUCCUGGGGCAAAGUUCGCAACCAGAAGCAGCUACUUCCGGGUUAGCGGAGUUCGUAACCAGAAGCGUUCGUAACCAGAGGUACCACUGUAUGUGGAAAGACAUGGUUAGAAUGAAAAAUGCACAUACAGUACAUUUUGCCAGGAAUAUCCCUGAGCAGAGGAAUAGCUUCCCUUCUUCUGCUUACUGAUCUUUCUUACGAAAGCUUUAUGAGUUUGGCAUUCCAUUAUCAUAUUCUGCACGGGUGUUUUCGUACUAGAUGAACCUUUCACAGGACAUGACUAUUACCUGUGGAUUUGACCCCUUUCCAAAGCUUUCAAUUUACUCUGAGCCUGGAAUACACCAGACCGCUAUCCAAACUUUAAUAUAACCCUUCCACAGCCUUUCCUCUUCCUUUUGGCAGAUAGCUAUACACACUGUUACUAGCCCAUUGGUGCAUACAAACUGGUGUAAGUCAUUCCUGGCACAUACACAGCCUGAAAACAGGCAUAAAAACAAGUCCUUUCUUCCAGUGUACAAAAACUUUCUUGCCAGGGUGCCUGGAGGCAUUUCUUGAUUACCAGAGGCAAAUAGGCUACUUGGAAGUCUCUGCCCUGAAAGAUACAGAAACUACUUUAAUAUGGGUGAACUGUAUUCUGUAUUUUUAGGUGAUGAUCCAUAAGUCCAGUAGAGUGCUGAGUAAUAAGAUACUGGUGCAAUAAGAUGCUGAAGCAUAAAUAGGUGGGGCUUUGUUGUGAAUACUUUCCCUUUUCUUCUUUAAACUCCAGUUCGGAAUACCUCUGGUUACAAACUUAAUUCAUUCCGGAGGUCCGUUCUUAACCUGAAACUGUUCUUAACCUGAGGUAUCACUUUAGCUAAUGGGGCCUCCCGCUGCCGCUGCGCCGCUGCUGCACGAUUUCUGUUCUUAUCCUGAGGUAAAGUUCUUAACCUGAGGUACUACUUCCAGAUUAGCGGAGUCUGUAACCCAAAGUGUUUGUAACCCAAGGUGUUUGUAACCCGAGGUACCACUGUAAAUGUUAUUUUCUGGCCCAAUCAUAUUUCACAUCCCCACCCAAACUUUACAUUAACCAGUGUGACCCACCAAGUCAAAGACAAGGGACACUGAUGUGAUCUGCAAGUUGAAAAGUUUACUGUGCAGUUCCAGUGACUUGCUGAUUUGAGUAUGUCCAGUUUAUCUAGGUGAUCUCUGAAAGGGUCCUCUCCACUUUUAACCUUGAUGAAUUGGUGGGUUUUCUGUGUUAUGUUGGUAACAUGAUAAUUGUUUCUCUUCUUGGCAAAGACUCAGACAAAUUAGGUAUUUUGUGCGCUUAUUUUCUCUGCGUUAUUUGUUACAAGUUGUCCAUGCAACCCAGGAAUUAUAGUGGUUUGUUCUGUCCUUCAAUCAAUGUUUCAUUUUAAGGGCGGGGAGGGAACACCUCCGCCGCCGCCCGGCUCGGAACGGUGCUCCGAAGCCGGGCGGGGGAGGGAAGACCUCCCGCCGCCGCCCGGCUCGGAACGGUGCUCCGAGCCGGGCGGGGGAGGGAAGACCUUCUGAAGGCGGGCGGGGGCGAAGUCUUUGCUCCCCUGCCUGCCUGUCCCGGAGGGCUUUGAAGGCGGGGAGCAAGACUUUCGCCCCCGCCCGCCUUCAGAAGAGGUCCAGGACCUCUUCUGAAGGCUGGCGGGGGCAAAGUCUUUGUCCCCCUGCCUGCCUUCCCAGGGGCUUUAAAUUGCCCCGGACAGCGGAGAAGUCCUCCGCUGUCCCGGGGUGAUUUUAAAAUGCCGCCCGCCAGCAUUUUAAGAUCGCCCGGACAGCGGAGAAGUCCUCCGCUGUCCCGGGGUUUUUUAAAAUGCUGGGGGUGGGAAGAAAAGCCCUUGCCCCCCAGCCUUCAGAAGAGGUCCGGGGACAGACUGUCCCCGGACCUGGUCUGAAGGCGGUUUCCCUAGGAACGCAUUAAUUGAUUUUCAAUGCAUUCCUAUGGGAAACCGUGCAUCGCAAGACGAAAAACUCGCAAGACGAAGAGACUUGCGGAACGAAUUAAUUUCGUCUUGCGAGGCACCACUGUAACACAAAUUGCAUUUUGUCUUCCAAAAUGUGGGGAUGAUUUGGGCAAAGGGAGGCGCUUUCAAGUCCCAUUGAUUUCAGAAAAGAAAGAAGGCACGUGAUAGAAAAUUUUGCCUUGAGAUCAGCAGGGCUUAAAAUUGCUUAAGACUGGAUGGAUUGUGCCUUUUAUGCAUAAUACUGAUUCUGGCAGUGACUGUUCCUCUGUACAUUUUUAUUUCCCGUAACCUUUCUUUUUGGUCUUAGUCGUCACCAAACUCCUUUUGAUUGUGCUACUUUGGUCUCUCUAUGCACCUCCUACCUUUUAGUUAAGAAACUUUCCUCUCAGAACAACUGUGUUGGAUCCGCAUUAAGUAUAUGUAUGAUUUUUCUAGUUCAUGGGUAGGCAAACUAAGGCCCGGGGGUCGGAUCCGGCCCAAUCUCCUUCUAAAUCUGGCCCGCGGACGGUCCCGGAAUCAGCGUGUUUUUACAUGAGUAGAAUGUGUCCUUUUAUUUAAAAUGCAUCUAUGGGUUAUUUGAGGGGCAUAGGAAUUCAUUUAUUUCCCCCCAAAAAAAUAUAUUCUGGCCCCCCACAAGGUCUGAGAGACAGUGGACUGGCCACCUGCUGAAAAAGUUUGCUGACCCCUGUAGUUCAACCUCUUCACUGACACUCACUUUCUCUUUCCCUACAGGGUACAUACCCAGUUACUUAGACAAGGACGAGCUAUGUGUCGUUUGUGGUGACAAAGCCACGGGGUAUCACUAUCGCUGCAUUACUUGUGAAGGUUGCAAGGUAAGUCUACAGCAAGAAUUACUACAUGAUCGUGGCCACAUAAAGAGCUAAAAUAAGACAAUGUCAUAUGAUUUAAAUUAUAAUUUGUAAAGGAUAAGGCUAUGGCUAUCAGUCACUAUUCACUUUUAAUAACUAGGGGAAUAUGAUAGCUUAUCAAUUACAAUUUGAUCCAAAUGCUUGCACUAAAUUGACUUUAUGGAUUAAUCCAGAUUUGACAACAGAGGGGCAGUCUUUUUUGUGGAAGAAAUGUGUUGGAUGUUGGAUAUAUACAUUAGAUAGCUAAUAGCCUCAGGUGGAUUUAUUUUUUAUUUUUGUCAUUUCCUGUUUUACAUCUUAAAUAUCCAUUUCCGAUGAAUGGCUGGCACCUAUUUAUGGCCCAUCUGCUUUGAGUGCUUUGGCAUCUCCUAAAUUGUUGGAUCCUUGCAAAAUGCUAAACCAAAGCUGUUGCUUAUACAUGUUUAGCAGAUCUUUGUAACGUAAAAGUUCAGGAACUCAGAGAGUUGUGGAAUAGGGAAUUACGAUUGCACCAAAGAGCCCAAAGAAUAGAAAAUUGCUUAAGAAUCUAUAUGGAAUGUUUCCUUAGACUUGAAAUUCAGACUCAUACAGUAAAAAAUAGUGUUUUGAGUAUAUUGGACUCCACAGUGUUUGUACAAGAAGGCACUGUCCAAUACGCACAUCUGUUGGAGGUACCGUAUAAUGCUAAGAAUGCCUCAUUAUGUGGGCUUGUCCAGUGAUAUAUUCUUUUGGGGCUGAAGUUGUUAUUCACAUCAAUUUUAUAUUGGCAAAGUCUUUGCUAUUUGCAUGUUCGGGUGCUUCUAUAUUAUAUUCCUCUAGUAUGGGGAUUAGUGGUUGCUAUGAGAUUUAUACUUCAAGCCUGGAAAGAUAAAUAUCCACCUUUGAUUACACAGUGGUCUGUGGCUCUCAGGCCAUUCAUUUGACUGCGUUUAAACAUAUUUCAUAUAGGCAUCAAUUUUCGUGUGGAUACCUAUUUUGGACUUUGAGAGGGCUUGUAUUAACAUAUAUGUUUAACUUAAAAUGCAUGUAAUGAUGGCUACUGUAUCUGUAAUAUGAAGGGGUGGUGUUUUUUUGUUACUACUAGUAGUAUUCAUAUGUUAUUUAUUUUCCUCCCUUCCUUCCCUUUAGUAAUUUCCCCCUUCCUUUUCUUUGUUAAAUUUGCAAAUGAGAAAUUUGAGUAAGGAAACGAUGGCUAUACAUUAUGUCCCGUAUCUGUGGGAGACUGCUAUUGCUUUGGGUUUACCAUAGGCACCUGAUUGGCUCCUGGGAUAACAAAAUGUUAGACUAGGUGGGUAACUAACUGAUCUGAUCCAGGAGGGUUCUUCCUAUGUCCUUAAUUUAUUUCAUAAUGUAUCUUGUUCUUUGUCCAGCAAUAAACACUCCAGCAUAUCUAAAUAAAGAUUUGGUUAUGAGUAACCUAAAUGAUAAAAAGUGGGCAAUCUAGGUGCUACUUUGCAUUCUUUUUCCCCCCCACAUAGGGUUUUUUCCGAAGAACUAUUCAGAAAAACCUCCAUCCAACUUACUCCUGUAAAUAUGAAGGAAAAUGUGUGAUAGACAAAGUCACAAGAAACCAGUGCCAGGAAUGUCGCUUCAAGAAAUGCAUCUAUGUUGGCAUGGCAACAGAUUGUAAGCUUCUUUAUUUUACUGUGCUGUUUGUUUGCAUUAGGUGUGUUUAUUUCAGUACAACGUAAUCAUCACUGUUUGUUGGGUGUUUGGUCCCCCCCCCCAUUUUUUUUAUUAUAUAAUUAUAUGCUGGUUGAGAAUAUUGGUUGUUAUGCCCAGCUAAUUUUUCCAUAAAGCUUUAAUUUUCUCUCUACUGUUGAAAAGACUAGGCUUUCCCCUAGCACUGGUGAGUCUGUAUGUUAAUAAGGAUAUGAACAAUUUCUAACUCAGGAGUGUGUGUGUGUGUGUGUGUGUGUGUGUGUGUGUGUGUUACGGAGCUGUAUCAUGCAGGGGGCAGGCAAUUAUCAUGCUUAAAGAUUUGGGAGAAUGGGAAGUUGGAUGCUGUUGUUGCGUGAGUCAUCCUGCAGUUGUUUGUUUUAUUUUUAGCCAGAAAGAAAAGGAGCGCUACACUACUUCUAAAGAACUACAGCAUAUGGCUGCAAGAUUAACCCUUAGUGAAGACUUGAAGUAGCAUAAGUGGAGUAACUCAAAAUGGAAACCCAAAGUGCUAGUGUUGAUAGUUGUUUCUUAAGUUAUCCUCAAAAGGCGGUGGGGGUAUGAAAUAUACUCGGAGUCCUGUAGUGAUUUCAUGCUCUUUAUUGCAGCUUGUAAAACAGUAAUUGAAUUGCACCCCAAACCUCAGGCUUUUAUAUACAUUAUUUACACAUUGAGUCCCGUCUGAUUGGCUCAUUCGUCUUCCCUCCUGGAGCCUGAUUGGUCUUUUCCUGCAGGCCAAUCGGUUGUUGCAUUCUACGAUCCUACCAGCCUAACAGGCUGAUUAACUUCCUCCUGGAGCCUGAUUGGUCUUUUCCUGCAAGCCAAUCAGUGGUUGCAUUCUAGGAUCCUACUUGCCUGUUGUUCUAGGAUCCAAGCUUAGUACAUAACAGGGUAGAAGGAGCCCGUUUUAUAAAACAGGAAAGUAAAGAAGUAUAGAAAGUUGCAACCCUUGGAUUAUGCCGAAAUGGCAAAACUGACCAGAAAGUUCAGGAACCAAGAGGACCAAAACUUUCAUAAAGAACUAGGGGGGGGGUUUAUAAUUUACUCGAGAGACCACUAUAAAAACAGAUUAAAACAUUCGCAGGACUGCAAUAACACUUGCAGUGUAGAAAAUACUAUGGACAAAAUGGAGAGACAUAAAAUUUGGAUGAUGAAAUACUAUGCAGUUGAAAAGGUUGAUAAUAGGACCCAUGGAGAGGAAGGUGGGAAGUCUAGGGAUUCUGAAAAAUCUCUGAAUAUGAAUAUGUAUUUUAUAUUGUUAUAAUUCUACACUUGUAAAAUCGAAUAAAAAUUAUUUCGGGGGGAGGGGAGGAAGUUGCAUCCCACCCGGCUCAUCCGCAUUGUCCACUCUGACUGGCAAUGGUUGUCUGGGGUCCCAUACAAAAGGCUUCCCCAUCACUUCUAACUUGGCACUUUUAAUGCUCGAGAUUGAACCUGCGACCUCUGCCACUCCCUCCUUAUAGCUCUUUUUACCCAAGGGAACUUCAGGCUUGUGCUUGUCAAAAAACAUCCUACCCCCAAGCCGUUUGUGAUAUGGCAAGUCUCCUUGGUUUCCAAAGCAGUGGGGCAUGGAGACUGUUUUUUGAUAAAAACCAAGCCCAAACUUCAUUUUUUUGGGGGGGGGGGUCCUUUCCACCCCGUUCCUUUCUAAUCCCACCCAUGUGACUAGUGAUAGCAAUUAGAAUUAUGGUUCACGGUUGCACAUUUCCCUGAAUUAUUUAUUGCCGUCGUUCCGUUGACCAUUAUCUUCCUGAUAAACUAAAUUGCCAGUUAGCACUAGCUGUCUGGGACAGAGUAACAGGAGCUCACCCCGUUGUGCGGAUUCAAACCACCAACCUUCUGAUCAGCAAGCCCAAGAGGUUCAGUGGUUUAGACCACAGCGCCACCCGCAUCCCUGGAGAUCCUGCCUACCUAGUGGGUGCAAGUAGAUAAAUAGGUACCACUGUGGCGGGAAGGUAAACGGCGUUUUUGUGCGCUCUGGUUUCCGUCACUGCGUCCCAUUGCUCCAGAAGUGGUUUAGUCAUGCUGGCCACAUGACCUGGAAAGCUGUCUGUGGACGAACGGCAGCUCCCUCGGCCUGAAAGUGAGAUGAGCGCCACACCCCAUAGUCACCUUUGACUGGACUUAACCGUCCAGGAGUCCUUUACCUUUACCUUACUUGCUGUCAUUCUGUGCGGCAGCCAAACGAACAUGACAGCCCGAGUAUCUUCUCCAUCUAAAUAUAGCCUCUGUAAAGUUGGACUACAUUACAUAAAACAGAAGUGACAGUUGAACUGCUGCUACCAAUAGCAUGUCAAUUAUGGAUAAACUCUGCUCUUGCUCUGCUCUCUUGGAUAAUAUAACGUGCAAAAAUGAAACUUCCUAGAUAAGCCAGGCAAAUAGUAUGCAGUCUCUCUAACCAGCCACUCCAUUGUGAAGGCUCUAGGCGCAAGACUAGAACUACCGUUGAGAGGAUACUAUGAUGUUUUCGGAUAUUUAGUUGCUGGAACCACUUGUAGUUUUCCCUGACCCCUUGCAAUUAGCACUAUGCUCCCUGCUCACACAGGAAACUUGUAAUUUUAGGGCACAUGCAGACUUCUGGGCGAACCAGACUUCUUUGCAUCAACAUGGGCUUUUAAACAUGCUUAACUUCUUGUGCUGAGUACAGGACCGAGAAAAGGGGUCAUAGUUUUGUAGUGCUUUGUAAGAGGCAUUUUGUUGUCGAUUUCAGUUAUUUGGAAUUGGCUCGAUUGCCAGAGGGUGUGCAUGGUUGCAUGGGUGAAAGUGACAAAUAGAUUUUGCACAGGUAGAUCAAACCUCUUUUCGGCUCCCAAGAUAGAUAGCCCUAAUCCCCCAAAACCAGAUUAUUCAGUUCCAAGAAGUGUUCGCAAUCCGUUUUUCUCUAAUAUGUCCUUUCCUUGUUAUAGUGGUGUUGGAUGACAGCAAGCGACUAGCGAAAAGAAAACUGAUAGAGGAGAAUCGAGAGAAGAGACGCCGGGAAGAGUUACAGAAAACCAUUGGGAUGAAACCUGAGCCAACAGAUGAAGAGUGGGAGCUUAUCAAAAUUGUUACGGAAGCCCAUGUCGCCACCAAUGCACAAGGAAGCCAUUGGAAACAGAAAAGGAAAUUUCUGGUAGGUUACACAACGGUGUGAGGAGCUCGCCAGAACCACUCCUCGCUUGACCUGAUUUUUUAGCAUCAUUUACUUUUUGGUUGAUGGAUGAAUUGGGUGGGAAGCUUUGAUCUCUAAAGUUCUUCACUUUAGGCCCACCGUGUUUCUGCAACAGGAAGUACAGAACAAAUGAGCGCAAUAACAUAUGAAGACAAAGUUGAGUUUCACAUGUUUUCUGCAAUACGCAAACAAAAAUUCUCAAUAUAGUGAUCCAUGGAAACGGCUGGUGUCACUAGAACUAUCCUAGCAUGUGGCCUGUUGUUUACCAUAGUGUCACUGCGAGUUUUGAUAUUCUACCAAUUUAGAUCAAUGGAAGCCAGAAAUAGAAGAGAACAGGAAAAAUAUCAUUUGAACAGGUUUUACAUGCCUGUUCCUUAACUAGAGACAUUUUCACAUUGCAGGGGUCCUUUCUGGACGAGAAAUGCUCGCUUUUGUAUAACGGCAAAUCAGUAUAAGAACCUGCAGAGCACUUUGCUUUAAAAAUAAUGAAACUAAUAUUUAACUGCAGGCAUCUUCAAGAGAGCUGUUCAGGGAAGUUUUUAGUGUUUGAUGAUGUUUUGUGUUUUUACUAUUUUUUGUUGGGAGCUGUCCGGAAUGGCUGAGCAACCCAGUCAGAUGGGCUGCAUAUAAAUAAUAAAUAUUAUCAUCAUCAUCAUCAUCCACUCUUCUGGGGUACCCCCCACUCCAACACACACAUACCAGGAAGAGGAUAUACUGUAUUUUUUGCUCUAUAAAACUCACUUUUCCCCUCCUAAAAAGUAAGGGGAAAUAUGUGUGCGUCUUAUGGAGCGAAUGCAGGCUGCGCAGCUAUCCCAGAAGCCAGAACAGCAAGAGGGAUUGCUGCUUUCACUGCGUAGCGAUCCCUCUUGCUGUUCUGGCUUCUGAGAUUCAGAAUAUUUUUUUUUCUUGUUUUCCUCCUCCAAAAACUAGGUGCGUCUUGUGGUCUGGUGCGUCUUAUAGAGCGAAAAAUACAGUAAUCUAAUAAGUCCGCUCACCCCUUUUGGUGCUGUGGUGUUGUGCAGCAUCGGCCUCCUGUCUUGAUAAAUGGCAUAGGCAUAAGCCCCCGCCACCUAGCAGGAGCCAGAUCCUAGCCUACACCUGGGAUUGGCAAAUGGGGGUUCAGCCUUGGACACAGGCUGGGCCAGGAGGCGGAGUUGACAGAGUCAACAGGCUUUCUUUGGAUCUGCUCCCUGGCCAUUUAAAUAGCCCACACCUGGGGGCCUACCUUCUAUUAUUAUUAUUAUUAUUAUUAUUAUUAUUAUUAUUAUCCACUAGAGGCCCAGGUUUGUCUUCUGGGGUUUUCCCCCACCCCCCAACACACACAUCCCAGGAAGAGGAUAUAAUCUAAUAAGGCAAAGUUGAAUCUACCGUAUAUACUCGAGUAUAAGCCGACCCGCAUAUAAGCCAAGGCACCUAAUUUUAGCACAGAAAACUGGGAAAACUUACUGACUCGAGUGUAAGCCGGUUCACCACACCACUAACCUGGUGGUGGCGGCAGCGGCGAAGGAAGAACAAGCAGCCUGAAAGGUCUCCUUUCGGGCCGCUCGUCCCUCCGCCGCCGCCACCCGCCUCGAGUAUAAGCCGAGGGGGCUUUUUCAGCAUUAAAAAUGUGCUGAAAAAGUCAGCUUAUACUCGAGUAUAUACGGUAAGUAUGGAUGGUCUUUGUUACUGCUUUGGGAAUUUGUUAAAAUUGAAAAGUUGGUUAUAAAUGCUUAACAUGAAAAGUAAGAACGAUUUCCCUGCAUUUAUGUGAUUCUAAUGAGGUUCUGGUGUGUUGUGUGCACAGUUUUCCCUGACGUUUGAAGCGAGCGGGAAAGCAGAACUUACCAAACUUGCACUUUUAUCGAAACAAUGUGUGAACUGAAACACAGCAAUCCUUUGUAAUUCAAUUUCCCCCAAAAUUUUGUAGUUCUCCAGUCCAGCAAAUGUGUUAAAAACUGCAUUGGGGUAAAAUGUGCAUAUACAGCAUAUACUAGUGAAAAUAACAUACAAAAAUGCAUUCCAUUAGGGUUCUGGUGGUUUUUUUUGCAAAGAUGUAUAUUUGACAAAAUCACAUAGAAAAAAAGUGUGUUUAAUGGGAGAAAUUCUCAAUAAAAUACUGAGGAUUUUUUUUUAUAUAAAAUGGAAAAUAAUGUAGAGAACUAAAAUGCGAGAACCCAGAAUUGCCAGAUUCAUCCAUCCCAUCAUCAUGUGAAGUGAAAACCAGGCGCUGGGUGCUGGCCCUGCUCUCAGCAUCGCAUCAUAUCCCAGCCAGCCCAAGCCCCACACCAUGUCCACACAGGGCAUGGCUGCAGAGGAGAAGCCUGCUUGUCAUGCAUAGGCUUUCCGGUGAGAGGGAACCCUGGCCGCACAGUUUUUUUGGAAGUCCUCUCCCACCUUCAGACAUGCUCCUAGUUCCUAGAGAUUGUAGGGUUAGGAGGAUGUAAUGGCAAAAGCCAAAACACUUCACUGAGCAGUGAGCAUGCUGAGUCCCUGUGGGAGCAGGGAAUAGAAAACAGGUGGUGAUAUUAGAAUGGAGUGGCAGGGAACCUGAACAUGCUGCAACAUUUUGUUGCAGGUCCUACUUGCUCCUAUUUGUCAUUUUUACUUAGUUACAGCUUUAGAAUACCGUUUUGUUUCCUAAUACAGUCACACCUUGGCUCCCGAAAGCCUUGCGAGUCGAACGUUUUGGCUCCCGAAUGCCGCAAACUUGGACGCGAGUGUUCCGGUUUGUGAGCGUUCUUUGGAACACAAAUGUCUGGCGUGACUUCCGCAGCUUCGGAUUGGCUGCAGGAGCUUCCUGCAGCCAAUCGGAAGCCGUGACUUGGUUUCCGAACGUUUUGGAAGUCGAAUGGACUUCCGGAAUGGAUUCUGUUCAACUUCCAAGGUACCACUGUAGUGGAAAAUAUUUGUGGUUGAAAUUCCCAUGUGGAAGACAGGAGUGCCUGGCGUGCUCUGGUCCACGGGGUCAUGAAGAGUCGGACACGACUAAACAACAACAACAUGUAUUGGGCAAAGCAUACAAACGUCAACUCAGUGAUAGGAAACAGAAUGCAUAUUUAACGUUAGCCUCUUUGACCUGAAUUCCUGAACUUAGCUUCACCCCUCAAACCAAGUGAUCAACUGUUGACAGAAUAUAACCUGUGUUGGUUCCUAUCCUGUCUGUUUUUCUUACCCUGUCAGGUUAGCACAGCUAUAGGAAUAGCUUUUGGCUAUUAUGAACUUUGGUGAAGCCUCACUGUCCCUUUAGUAAACGACAACAAAUUAUAGGAAAGGUCAGAAAUUCCCCUCCUCUGACAAAUUUAAUGCCGAAGAACUUCUCUUCCUUUUGGAUUUCAGGGGAAGAUAAGUUUUCCUAGGUGGGACUGAGAAACAACACUCGCUUUAGGGUUUCGGGGUGAACAGCUAAAUGGCUUCCACAAGAUAACAUAAAUAGACAAGAAUAGGUAGCUACAUUUGCAAAGCACUGAGCUGCCUACACAAAUGAGUAGUGGCAUGUCAGAAUCUUAUGCAUACAAGAGUUUGUCUUAGACAGUGGCUUCUUUUGAAUACAAAAGUUAAUUUUGCCUAAAUAAUAGCAACAGGGCUUUCUUACAAACAAAACAGAAGAAGUGAUGGGUUUGAACUGCCAGCGCUCCACAAAAGUUUAAGAAGAUUCCAUGUCCGCUGCAAAUAAAUUGUCUCCUUACAAUGUUUUUCUUUUCUGUUGUUAGCCAGAGGAUAUUGGACAAGCACCAAUAGUAAAUGCCCCAGAAGGCGGGAAAGUAGAUUUAGAAGCCUUCAGCCAGUUUACAAAAAUUAUCACACCAGCAAUCACAAGAGUGGUGGAUUUUGCCAAAAAGUUGCCUAUGUUCUGUGAGGUACGGAUUUCUUUCCAGUUUAACCUCUCUCUUUUUACUUUCCUUCUCCUUUAUUUAUUUACUUAUUUUGCAUGUAAAUGUGAACUUUGUUUACCCCCCCUAAAAACAGCUUGAGAUGGAAUUUUAUUUUAUUUUGAGAUAAGAGUUACAACACAGACAACAAAGUAUACACACAACACUACAACAAGAACUAGGAAUUAAUAAACUUACAUAUAACUAUCUCAUUAUAUCAUGCCUGUGAGAUAUCUAGCUCACUAACUAUAUCAUAUCUAAGUUACAUACUGUAUAUCAUAGAAACAAAAAUAUAGGUACCUGUCAGUUGAUUCAGAUUUGAUCAAAAGAUUUGAUGGGCUUCCACCUAGGAAGUAAAGAGAAACCAUGGUUUUGAGAUAUAUAUAUAUCUAUAUAUAUAUAUAUAUCCCUUGCUUGCUGCACAUUCUGAGUAAGAUUGUAUGUAACCAUCAUCUCCCAAUUUUAAUUAAUUAAUUAAGUCCCUGUCUUUAGUCUCCAAGGAGCCCAGGGUGGGAAUUUUAUUAAUGCACUGCUUUUUAUAUAGUUUCUUGGGAGACUUCCCGUUAUGUGCUAUACACAACUUUGCCCCUGGAUACGAUUACUUAAGAAGGCCUUUAUGCAGAAAUACAGAGUUUAUAGAUUCAAAGUGAUCACAUAGCAUAGCUGGGGUAGCUACCUGUGGCCCAAUGUGGCAAAAUUCCUGGAUGUCAUCUGGAAUGUAUUCCUGAACUCUUACACUGUUUAAGGCACUAACACUGCUCCCAUCAAAGGUGAAAUCAUAAACCAAUCUGACCAGUGUACUAACUAUAGUUGGGCAUAUCCGUUGAAGUACUGCAGGGGUCAUGUACAACAUACUGAGAACUUUGUAUUGUGUGUCCUUUAUAGUCUCCUUAGUAGCACUGAUUAAUAAAAAGAAAACGAUCUCCAGCUUAUCUCCAGGAAAAUCUCCAUUGUCUUCCAUAGACUCCCUAAGUCACUUUUCCAUGCAUAUAAAUAUGAUGGAUUGUCUUCCAAUAAUGGCAUUUGAGGAAAUUACAAAUAGAUGAAAACAGAUCUUUAACCAGAGGGAUAACUUCACAACAUGGAUUAAUCCAAAGUGCUACGAUUGGAAGUGCAGCAGGGAGGAAGAAGAGUGGAUUAACCUUUUCCUCAAAAACACAGUUGUUCCACUGAAAAAUCCUCACCCUCAUCUCUCAACUGUUGGGACUGGAGAAAGGGAGACUUGCCCAGGGAAUGGGCUAGUUCAUUUUUCAGCUUCCAGUUUAGAGCAGAACAAAAUUAUCGGGUGAUGCUGAAUCACCCGUGUGUGAAAACACCCUCUUGUCUCUCUCACUCUCUCUUGUGUGUCCCUUUAUCUGUUCCAGAACAUUUUUUAGUUGUUCCUUUCAUACACAGAUCUCAGAUCAUCCUUAGCUGUAGUGAAAGAGAGGGAGGAUAACACUUCGUGCAAAUGGCUUCCCUAUUCCAAGUGAGUUUGGCCAUUCUGGGCCACUUUCAUGUAAUUUCCCCGAACAAAAGAUGUGGCUGGCACAGCUUUCCCGCUGCCCUUAAGCCAUUCGCUCUGCCCCAAUUCACCCUCUUGUCCAAACUUCAGAAUACUUCACAGCUGAUAGCAAAACUCUGCGACACCAUGCAAGUGCCAAAUGAGUCUCAAAGGGAAUGUGCUUGUUUCAAAAUUAUUAAACUAACCAUGUUUAUUUUGGAUAAUUAGAAUAUAUUUUAGCCCUCAUUUUCCUCUCUCUGCUUUUCUUGCCCCCCGCCCUUCUUUUUGGUUAUGAAACAUCACUUCCCAUUUUCCCUGACCUGUGUAAACUAUUGAAGCUGAUGUAGGGAAACCUGACUGAGUGCUUCUCCUUUGGCGAUCACUCAUAGCCAAGUAAGAUAGUGUUCUAUAAACACGGUUUUAACAAUGAGUCCGUAAGUGACUGUGGAGGCCAAUUCUGGAUCCACACAUCCUUCCACAGUGGGGACAUUGGUUUCCAGGCGGGAGUUGAUCACGGUGUGGAUUUGCCAAGCAUGCCUUCCUCUUAGUAGUAGCAUCAGUCACUCUCCCUAUGAGUCAAAUACUCUGCACUUAAAGCUGGCAGCUGAGGCGGGGAAAAGCUGACAUUACAAUCAAGUGUCAAUUUACCUUUGCCGGCAGACUACAUUUUUCAAAAACCAUUCGGCCCCUGGAACAUUGCUUUCACUUCUGCUAAGCCAUGAUCCCUUCGUCCACUCAGAAGGUUCUUUUUUGUCGAGAUUAAAUGUAAUCACAGUGUCAGUACUAUAAAUAACGAUUCCCAACCCCACAGACAGACACACACACACACACACACACACACACACCUCUCAACUUGACUUAAAAAUAAAAUAACUUAAUAACUGAAGCCAAAAUGGAACAGAUUUUUGUUUCCAUAACUACUUUAUGUUAUGGACUACGGGUGAUUUAAUAGUGCUACAGAACUAAUAACAAGAAGGCCUCCUACCCUGAAGGGUUCGAAUUUUCGUUGGCCAAUGGGCUGAAGGUUUUGUGGGGGACAAAGAUGGUUAUAGCAGUUGUAUAACACAAGUAUGUACCAUUGCUGGGUCAUUCACAUUAUUAUUAAUUACUAUUAUUAUUGUUAGCUUUUUACACCAAAGUGCCUCAAAGCAACCUACAUCAUAAUAAUAAAAGUAGCAAGCAACAUUAAAACCAAUUAUAACAGCAGCAGUAAAACAAGAUUUAAAGUGCAAAUCCAGAAAUAUAUAUAAAAGAUGCAUAUCCUACCCACCUCACAUCAAAGGAUGAGCCCAAUAAGGAGGCAGGCAACAUAACUAGUUACCCUCUCAAUUAAGGACUGAAGGCCUUCCUAAAUGCAAAUGUUUUUGCCUGGCACCUAAAACCAGACAAAGAUGGCACCAGUUGUGCUUCCCGGGGGAGAAUGUUCCAGAAGUGAGGAACCACCACUGAGAAGGCCAUUUCUCAUGUCCCUCAGGUGAGGCACACAGAGAAGGACCUCCGAUGAUCAUCGCAGGUUCCAGGCUGGUUUAUGUGGGGAGAGGCAGUUGUUGAGGUCCUGAGCCACCUAAGACUUUAUGGGUCAAAACCAACAUUUUGAAUUGGGCUUAAGAGACUAAACGGUAGCUAGUGCAGUUGUGCCAGAUUUGGUAUAAUAUGAAUUCUGCUGAUUUCUGAAUGAGCUGCCGUUUUCAAAAGCAGCCCCAAGUAUGACACAUUGCAAUAAUAUUACUAUAAUAGAUAGUGAUUUAUUAAUUAUACAAUCAUCAUCAUCAAAAUAGUAAUAAUAAAUUAAACUGCUUUGAAUGUAUACAUAUCCCACCUUGGGACUCUCCAGUAAUCCCCAAGUCUCAGUGAAGGGUGAAAAAUGACAAUGACUUCUUUGAAGGUGGCAUGUGGAUGACAUUAUUAAGAAUACUCUCUCAGCAAGUUUUAGUGAUCACUUCAAAGGAAGUGAUAAAGGGAAGGAAUGAAAGGAAACUGCAUACAAGGGUGGUGCCAAUAUUUAUUUUACUUUUUAGCGUUUGGAGAAGGCCUUUCACUUAAGUGCAGGAAAACUGAGUCUCACUUGCCAUUCUCCGCAGCUGCCAUGUGAAGACCAGAUCAUCCUUCUGAAAGGUUGUUGCAUGGAGAUUAUGUCCCUCAGAGCAGCAGUUCGCUAUGACCCCGAGAGCGAGACUUUGACCCUGAAUGGAGAGAUGGCGGUGACCAGGGGCCAGCUGAAAAAUGGGGGUCUUGGAGUUGUAUCAGAUGCCAUUUUUGACCUGGGCAUGUCAUUGUCAUCAUUCAACCUAGAUGACACGGAAGUCGCUCUCCUACAGGCGGUACUGCUGAUGUCUUCAGGUGAGUAUGAAAAUAGUUUAGUAAUUUACACUCUGGCCACUACACCACACUGGCUUCCUAGAGUACUUCUCUAGGGAAAUAAAUAUGGGGAGAGCAAAAUUAAGCCUAGUGCUCACAUAUACAGUGGUACCUUGGUUUUCGAACAUCUCAGAAGUCGAACAUUUCGGUUUUCGGACGCCAUAAACCCAGAAGUAAAUACCGUACUUCCAUUUUCGAACGUGUCUCAGAAGUCAAACAUGCCACGCAGCUUCUGCUGAGUCCAAGAUCUGGAGGCCUAGCUGUCGGCUGUUUUCAAAUGUUUCGGAACUCGAACGGUCUUCCAGAACAGAUUACGUUCGAAAACCAAAGUACCACUGUAUUGUUUUACCAAAACAUAUAAGGUAAAAUUCUCAAUUGGCAACUGCUCCCAUGUUCUAGCCCUAUGUUUUGCCCAAGAGACAACCCACUACCUUACACUGGUUCUCUGAAGCCUCAGGGAAGCUGUGUCAGGAUCGACUUGCAUUGGGAAAUACUGUGGGAACCUGUCACUGAGCAAUAUCAAUUCCUUAAAAUUUGACUGAGCUCUGCAGAAGGUACUGUUUAAGUAGUCCUGGGUGGAUGUAAGGAAAUAACUUAUGCCUUUCGUCUAAAUUACGCAGAUCGUCCGGGUCUUGUCAGCGUCGAGAGAAUAGAAAAGUGCCAAGAGGGCUUCCUCCUGGCAUUUGAACACUACAUUAAUUACAGAAAGCAUCACAUUGCACACUUUUGGCCAAAACUGCUGAUGAAAGUGACGGACCUACGAAUGAUUGGCGCCUGUCAUGCUAGCCGCUUCCUGCACAUGAAGGUGGAAUGCCCAACAGAACUCUUUCCCCCUUUGUUCCUGGAAGUUUUUGAGGAUUAA